ACACUCGCGCGCGCACGGCCAAGCUUGGCUGCGUCAAAGAGUGGUACUUCUUUGACUGGGCUUCUCGCACACAGACGUGCUGCUCCUAGCGUCGGCACCUCGCAAGCACAGCAGUCACCUUCCAACCUCUGCGCCUCUCCCCCGCUCCUCUCGCGCGGUGGCAGUCUUUUAACAGAACGAAAAGGGACCGCUGACCGCCCACUUCGCCACAUUACAGCACUCUGAAGACUUUCCCCACACUGGGAGAUCUGCGCUUUUCGCUCUUUGCUAUACCCGCAGAAGAGUCUAUGCUCCACAGAAAAGCCGCGGCUGGUCGCUGUGCUGAGCCAGAGAGGGCUGCCGUGCGUCCCGGUGAUGAGGUUGGUGGCGCACAGCCGACGAAGCGUUAAAGGAAUCCUGCUGUAUCCGAAGAAACCGCCCCAGUAAAGGGUCAAGAACGGGGGGAAAGCUGCGGGACCGGUGUCGGUUGGGACGCUACCAUUCCAACUAGGAUGCAUCUCUUCAGUGCCAUGUUCCUACUUGUGAUGUUAGCUGUCAUGCCCACUGAGGUAAGGACUCCGGCACAAACGCUUGCACGCGAUAAAUAAUCAUUGUUUAAAAGUUCCUAAAUGGGUGUUUUAAGCCUGUUCCCAGAAAUGGAUCAUUUAAAACAGAUCCAGCACCCAAAAAGAGCUCUGGAAAGCAGUUGAAAAGGAAGAAAACUGGUUUUAAGUCAGUGUGAAGGCUGUAUGCAUGUUGCAUCAUUAAAUAGGAAAAUUGCUAUUGUGCUGCCGUCUCGCAAAUAUGCAACGAAGCGAAGCUGGAGAGAAGGGAGCAGGAACGGUGGAAAGUUCUUGGAAGCUUUAGCGAUAUAGGAAAAGCUGCAGUUAACUGUAAAUCCACCUGCACUGGAAUAAUUUGCCGUUUUAUUGCGGUAAUUAGACACACAUAAAUUACAGUUAGAGUGAGAUGAGGGCCGGUCGCAUUGUGAGAACAAACCCUGUCUUCUCAUGAGAGAGAGAAAGAAAGGGAUAGUGGGGUGAUGUCCUCUUUUUGACAGGACGGAUUUCUGAGGGCUCUGAUAUUUUUGACACCCUAGAGGUGUAUCCCUCCAUCACUGACAGAGGAGUCCAGAGGCUCCAUCAGGAUCUGGAUUGAGCAGUGGGUGAACGGCUGCACUGACAGUUUGUUUACAGCUUCUAUGUGUGAUUCGUGGCUAUGAAUACAAACCAUGCGUAAUUGGAAGUGUUACCAAACCUGCGCCAACAAAUGGUUGUAUUCAGGAGAUGUGUGAUAUGCCCCUGUGUCUGUGUCCAUAUGUGUGCGUGUGUGUGUGUGUUUGUCGUGCUGUAGUGCAUGACACUCGAGGUAAGCUGUGUCCCUUUGGUAAAAAUGACGAGCCCUGAUGUGACAGUUGUAAAUUGAAGUGAAGGACGGUAAAUUAUUUGACCCAGAAAAGCUUUCAGUGAAAGCAGGAGUAUUUGAACUUGGAGGGGUUCAGCUGGUCAGUAGCAGGCAGUGUUCAGUGUAAGCCACGACCGCUUGGAAAGUGUCAAGUCUGCUGAUAGAGGAGAUACAUUUUCUUCUGUCAUGUGGGAAUGUUAUAAUAGCCAAUGACGAGUGUGUUGGGCAGCAGCUUGCAGCCACUUAAUAUCCACGCAGAAGUGGAUUCAGGACCAUGGACAGAGCUGUAUCGAGCCUUCAGAGGUCUGAGGCAAUUUCGCACCACAGACAGCGCCGAUGUGGAGAAGGCCACCAGACAGACCUCAAGGCCUUCCACUAACAAAGAAAAACAUUUACAGUCAGACAUGAAAGAUGCCGAAGAUUGUGGAAAAUAUGAUAUUUUCUGUGUCAAAUCCUGAAGUAAAUGGAUCACAAUCUCUCGCAGUUAAUCUUUGGAAAUGUUUUCUGCAUAUUAAGAGCUCUAUGGUGGUUUUCUUGUAUUAUUCCUGACUUAUUCAUAAAGCAGUUUGCUCAAACUUAUACCAGUUAAUUACAUUAGCAUAUAUUUUCAUUUUAAUCGUCCAUUAAAUUGAGCUUUCUGUUACUAUGUUGUGAACAAGAAAACGUGGCCCACGGCAUUACUAAUUUCUGAUGCUCUUGUAGCUUGUCUACUACUAUCCCAUGGCCAUCCUUUUAAGUAUGCCCUAAUGUCUUCUAGGCUGUUUGUGGAAGGUAGGUGGGCACUGCACUUGACCUUUAACAGGAGAGGAAACUACAUUAUGCUUUUAUUCAACAAGAUACACAAUGAUGGUGAACAAGCGGUACCAUCCACCUGAGUGCCAGGGGUCAAAGUAAUAUUUGUAUAGCACAGAUGGUGUUAGAGGAAAACUGAGUGAGUUUAUUUUGAGAGUUAUGAAAUAAGAUAGAGAACCUCCCUGGGCUCUAAUUUAACCAUCACAUUAAAUACAAGAAGAUGUGUUAUGUCUCUAAAGUGUGGUUUAUUUCUUAAUGCUUAGAAAAAAUUUGGACUGAAAACAACUCGACUCUUUGAACCUGAGCUAAUAUAAAUUCAAGCACUCUAGCUGUAAAUUAAAUAACUUGGUGUUCUUGAGGAUAUGAACUGUCAGUGUUUAACACCGUCUAACACGCCACUGCAAAAGUAUCGGGUGACUUUCUAUCAUAUCUCAGCCCCUGCUUUAGUGGGUUCACACUGUAAUUGCCCUUAGGGGACAAUUUGUUGUAAGUGUUUGCAUGAAAUAUUUAAAGAGCUAAAAGAAAAUACGUCGCCACCCAACUCUCAAAGACUCCGCGGAAAGCAUAAAGAAUUGAUGAAUUCUCGCGCAUCUUCUGCAAUGAGGCUAACAUUCCCUGUGAGUGCAGUUAUGAUACAACAUAUUUCAGUCACAGUCUCGGCACAGGCUGGUAUGAAAUAUUUAGAGGGCUUUAAUGAGACAGAUGCACUUGUUCUCACUGCAUGUGUUUGUUAAGUACCCAUAAAGCCCAUGGGCCUCUGUUGUUAGGGGUACAAAUGGGCACCUGCUUGACCUUGGUGCAGAUGUCUUGUUAUUGUGCACAUAUAAAGCCAAGCAUGACCGAACACAAUGACACCUGUGCACAUAAUGUUCCUGGCCUGGAGGAAAUAUGGAGCGAAGGAGAAAAUAUGAAGACAAAAUAUUUCUGAAUAAGUACUUUUACAAAUGUCCUCCCUCUGAGUACAUUGGCAUUGUCGGGGAUAUGAAAGGAUAAUUUCAAAUGAAGUUAUGGAUCUCUUCCUUCCAAAAGUUCGAUAUAUAAUUAAGGAUUUUGUAAAAACAGUCAAUCCUUAAAGUGUAAACUUUUUAUUCAGUUGCUAAACACACAAAACAAAAUAAAAGACAUUAGAUUAGAAACCUUUGAAUUUCAGUUAAAUUCAGAAUACUUCUCCAGUUUUCAUUAUAUCAUUAUUCACAGGACAAAAAACUGAAUUCCUGAACACUUGCUGAAAUGUAAAAGAUGCACAUGCACAUCAAAAACAUGCAGUUUGAGAAAAAACUAUGUGGUGUUAUUAUUGGUCAGGCACACUGAAUUUCUUUUGAUCUGUAUUUUGCAAAAUGCGAUUGCAAGCAGAAAUGAUGGGAAGAUCAUGAGACUGCUCUGCAAGGGUUUGAUUACUUGGGAUGCAAGUUUUCUGCAGAGACAGAAUUUGCUUUGGAAAUAAAAUGUUUUAUUUAAAGCUCUUUUAGGCAAGUUUCUCUCUCAUUUUGGCACCUCUUAUAGACAAAGCAGCACUUGAUUCGUUGUUUUGUCUGAUACAUGAGUGUUUUAGGUUCACUGCUUCAUUUUAGGGAUCAAAUGAAUUGACUAGCAAUAACAUUAUGAACAUCUGAGUGAUCUAAUGCAAUCCAACAGCUUUACUGCAAAUUCUGCUCCCAUAAAGCUACUAGGUUUUCAGUUUCUGAUCAGGAGAGUGAUUAUUUGACUUUUAUAUUUAUAAUUGAGGAUGUAAUGGUUGAUGUACCAAAGUGUGUGAUGUUCAAAGGUGUUCCUUUUAUCUUGUCCGCACCAUCUUUCAAUAUAGUGGACAUAAUUGCACCAUCGACACCAACUGCAACUUCAACAACUUCUUCAACAAGAGAACAAUUAUUGUCAGUCUGUCCAUUGGCAUCCACCUCACCUGUGGUUUCUGGCUUUAAAUAUAACCACGAAUAAAUAGUCAAACUUUGGACUGAUUAUUAUAAAUUAUAUGUAGGUCAUAAAUAUACAUCAGUAUCAAUUUCAGUCUGUUUCUCAACCAGAUGAAAUCUCCUCACAGGAACUUUAAAUGUAGCAAACAAGAGUUCAUGUGAACUACAGCAAACAUGGGGAAAAAAAACAUCUAAAAGAGUGAGCAAACAUCUAUUUCAUUACAAAUGAGUAACCUUUAAAUUUGGCUUGUAAAAGUAAAUGGAUAAAUAAAUAUCAUCCAAAGAUACUCAGAGGGUUACUCUGAGUGGAAAACAUGUUUUAACCGUGACUCUGGAGCUGAAAAUAAAUUUAAGGCUUUUAAGUGGCUGACCUUCUGAGUGCCUUGGAUCUGUUGAAAAAAGCUUACACAGACAGUGGACUCCCACACUGAAGUGCACCAGAGACACCUGUUUUAUCUACACCCUCUCCACACCUGUGAAGCACGCCAUGCUUCUGUUUCUGAUCUGUUCGAAACAAAGACUCCCAUAACCUUACACCGCACUUAUAAAUGGGAAUGUAUUUAAGAGAAAGUUUGUAUCAAAUUUCCAAAUUUGUUUUUGUGCAAAAAUCAAACAGAUUUAUUAGGAGAAUGUGAAACAUGUCCACGCAAAAAUGUCUGAAAAGACCAGACAUGUUUGUAUAGUUUUGUUGAGUUGUUUAACUACAUUAUUCCAAGUGUUUCCAAAAAAUCAAGAGUUUAUUGAAUGUAACAGUUGGCGCUGAAAACAGCAGAUGAUACAUCUGACAAUGAGAAGGAAAGCCAGGGAGAGAUUUUCUGCUUUUUCUAUUACUCACUCAUGAUGGUGCAUGAUUAUUCAUGAGCAAAUGGGCAUCAUUUCUAUACAGCGUGAACACAUCAGAGAUGCGAGGCCUCAUCCGUAAACUCUCUUAGUCGCCUCCGACAGAGUCUUCUCUGCAGUUGUGGAUGUUUGGAAACAAAACUAACAAGCUCCGUGAUCAUAACUCCAUCGGCUCAAGUAUGUUGUUUAUGUUGGGGUAAAUUCCAUAUUGCAUAUUUCAAAGUUAAAGACUCACUCCAAUGUAAAUCAUGUUUUUCUUGUUUUUUAUAUGUUCAUAUGGCAUUUUUUUCUGAUGCUACAGGAUAUAUCAUGAGGAAACUAAAUGUGAAAUUGCUUUUCUGAGAAUUUCUUCAUUCAAAUCACUGUGAAUCUCUGGCAGAAACAGUGAGAGUUCAUAUGUAACCAACCCAAGCUCCACCCCCGGAGACCGGCUAUGCAGGCCACACUCCAAUACACAAUCAUACAGAGGACGAUCGCGGAACAAGCGUGUGCGUUAGCAGACUGCAAAGCUCGUAAGAAAGCUAAUUAUGAUAUUAAGUUUCAUCAUGCCCCUAAAGACAUUAGCGUCCAAGAGUUGAAUAGCUCCUAUGUUACCUGCCACUUUUACUACGCCGGCAAUGUUAGGCUGCAAACUAACAUGGAGACGAGUGUGCAGAGUAGCGCUGUCUCAGCCCACGACUAAGAGGUGAAAACAAUCAGAGUGGGACUUUAAAGGUAAAUGUAAAUAGCAUUUCUGAACUAUUUUAAUGUUAGUUGCUUUUAAUAAUAACUCUUAGGUGUGUUUAAAAGACUCACAUUCAGGCUUGGAGGCAUGUUAUUUAGGCUGUGGUCCCACUGGGGCAGGAGAGCACCACAGAACUUAAGUUAUCCGUUCAAGCUGUCUGGGCCCCUGGACUCCUGUGAGUGAUGGAGAGUGGAAUGAACACUUGCUUUGGUGUUUUUCUGCUCAAACAGCGGGUGCAGUGGGGGAGAAAACCUAAUUGCUUGUCAUUCUCAAAGAAGGAGGCAGAACCCCGUGUAAGCAAUUGGCUGGAUUUUUCAGUAAUUUACUUGAUCCUUUCUCUCACCAGGGAUCACAAUAAACAAUCAGUCUGAACAGACUAACAUUUAGGACCUUGUUAAGUUGUGUUUCCUCAUUCUGAAAUGGUGUGAUGAUUGAACCUGAAACUCACCCAGCCGAGGUCGAUUUAUUGCGAAAAGACGAGUACUGUAAAAGUAAGAGCACUUGUAAAUCACACAGCAGUUUAAAACAUCAUUUGGCACAACAUUUAGUUUAUUUACAUUGAGGCAAUUAUACAGUACUUUAGUGCUGUAAUAUAAGUGUCACUGAGCUGAGAUGGUUUUAUUGAUCUGAGUAAAAGAGCACAGGAGCCUUCUGCUGCUACACUGAGAAGGCUUCAAUAGCUUUAUGUCAGUGUUGGCUACAAAUCUGACAGAUUAUAAUAAUAAUUAUUAUCACGAGACAAACAAACAAACAAAGGAAAGUUCUGUAGAGGGGUUAGCUGACCAAAUACUAAUGACGUGCAGUGAGGCAACAUGUAAUGUAGGGCUUGACACUAACUUUUUCCACAAGGAGCACACAAAGAACUUUAGGGGCACGAUGAAAAUUGAUCAAAUAAUGUUUGUCUUAUUAGUUGACAUAAGUACUGUUAUUUGAAAUCAGUUUUAGGUCUUUUGGUCACAUGACAUUGAAGCUAUUGAAGAAAAUGUUCAAAAUUUGCUUUAAAUUCAACACAAUUUUUUUUAGAGGAUAAAUUAGGGAAAUAAAGAGGUGUGUCUUUUCGUCCGACCUUAGUACUAUAUUUGAAAUCAAUUUUAGGUCAAUUGGUCACAUGACAUGGAAGCUGUUGAAGGAAAACAGCCUUUUUUGAGAACAUCAACCGGUGAUUUAUUGAUGGUCCCUUAUUCAUUGAUGGUCCCUGCUGUUGCUAUACCCAUUAAUGGAGAGUGAGAAAACACCAGUAGAUUCACCGUGAAUGUCCGGUGAGUAUCCAGCCUAAAACUAACUUCACCGCAGUAUUUACAUGAAAAAACAUUUGUUGCUGAUUUUUUUUUAUGCACACAUCUGCCCCUAAAUACGUUUUACAAUUCACACACAUCUAUUUUUUUAGUCGCAAAUGUGAGUGAAACAGUCGCACUGUCAAGCCCUGUAAUGGCAUCAAUGACAGACCAGAGUCAUGCAGGACAAACAGCAUGGUCGGCUUACGUCUAAUCAAGACAGCUUUAAACAGUCCACAGACCUGGCAGUGACACUUGGGCCAAAAAUCUCUUUUCCUGGUCCCAGUCCAGCUAGAAAAUCAGCUUUAUCACAAUAAAGGCCUCACAGACGCGAGUAUAAUCGAGCCAAUUAUGGUAAAUUUCAGUCAUUGUCCGCAUGCCAAAAACCUGUAACACAUCAAUUUUGGGAAAACUGUCAAAGUCAUUAAAACCUUUUAACAAUUACUCAAAGAUUAUUCCAUCCCGCUGUGUUCUCAUGUGAGCCUACCUAUUAAAAGCUUACAGGUUUGAGGCUGAGCAGGAGGAGGAUGACAGGAGAAGACGAACAGAGAUGUGAGUCUACGUUUCAGACUCUCAGAGAGGAAAGGACAGUAGGAGCGGUAAGACUGGACAGAGUGUGCUCUGCCAAGCAGCAGGCUAACCUCCACCUAGAGAAUUAAACAAAUGAAAAGCUGCAGGAGCAGGGGCGUAAAUCUGCCAGUGAGACACAAAGACACACACUCAACUGGUAAAAUCACCUUGCUGUGCUACAACAAGCUUAGUGCUUGUCUGUUAUAGGAGAAUACGGGAACAUUACAUACUUUCCAAGGAGUGUGGCAUUACAGUAUCAUGUAGUUAUCUGAACCCCGUUUUAUAAUAAAUGUUGAUAUGUGAGCUUUACCUUCACGUGUUUGCUGCUCAGAUGAGCUAUCCACACAACCUCCUUUCUGUCCCCUGUCUGUCGCUAACAAUCAUGUCUAGCACCAUGUGGGUGAGUCCACCUCCACACACUCCCCAUUAAUAUACAAAGGUGCUGCUUCACAAUCAGCCACAGAUAAUGAGGUUGCAUUAUGUGUCGCGGCUGCUUGAAGAGAUUGAAUAGUAUGUGCUUGUGUUAUGACUGAUUAGGCGAGAGCCGGAAUCAGUGCCUGAUAAUGAUACCACAUUAUGUGACUCAGAAACUUACAACUGUAAAGAGAUUUGUUUCAUAAAAGAGACGCUGCUUAAAAAAGGGGGGGACCAGAGCUCUGAGAGCUGUUGAGCUUUUGUGCUGUCCGCUGUUCACUCUCAUCUUAAUGUUUGAUGUGCUUUCAUGUAGCUGCUGCUUCAUCAUCACAGGCUUGUGUUUGUGUGAGAGGAAAAUGUGUACACACACACGCACAGGCAUUGAACAGCAACCCCUCCAACUGCAGAACAAAAAAGGAAAAUGAAUUAAUCUAUUUAUUUCUGAGGUAUGGGGAAAGAUGGCUAAUUCAAGGUUCACAAUUACAGGGAUAUUCUGACGUAAAAUUAAGUCGGAAAAUAUCAUAUACCUCAUGGAUGUACUGGACAUCUGUGAUUGUUUUGCAGCAUUGACGUAAUUCAAUUCCAAACCUGGAGAAACACAUUUUAAAGGGAUAUUCCGACGUAAAAUUAAUUUAGGGUCAAAAACACCAUAACACCGAGUUAGACACCCCCUCGAGAGAUUAAUGUGGCCGACCGCUUUCCUCUCUAGUUAUACUAAUUUUAGUAACAACCGCAGACAGCAAUACAGAGAGCCACACGCUCAACCAAAACGCCACUCUAUAGCCACAAAUAAUGCUCAGAACAGCACCUAACUUCAUCAACAGUACAUAUAGGGUCCUAGCCACAGCACUAGCCAUCAAAUACUUUUAAGCUUUGCAUAAUUUUUUUUAGCAAAGAGACUCACCUACUCUCUUCCAGCAGUCACUUGUUUGUACGGAGACCGCCGGGCGAGUCCAUCGACUGCAGCGGGAUGUCACAGCUCAAGGAAGAACAUUGAUGAUCAUUUCUUCAUGGAAAUGCAAUCAGACUAAGGUGCUAAGGCAGAAGAACUACCGCGUCUGCAGUGCAAAAUGAUUAAUAUGGUGAUUAUUACUUCAAGGAAAUGAUAAAGUGAUGAUCAUAAAUGUUCUUUAUUGAGCUGCGUCACCCAACUGCAGUCAAUGGACUCGCCCGGAGGUCUCCGUACAAACAAGUAGCUGCUGAAAGAGAGUAGGUAAGUCACUUUGCCAAAGAAAUUAGGCAAAGCUAAAAAGAUGUUUGGUGGCUAGUACUAUGGCUAGGACCCUAUAUGUACUGUUGAUGAAGUUAGGUGCUGUUCUGAGCAUUAUUUGUGGCGUUUUGGUUGAACGCGUGGCUCUCUGCAUUGCUAUCUGCGGUUUUUACUAAAGUUAGUACAACUAGAGACGCAAGCAGUCUGCAACAUUCAUCUCUCAAGGGGUGUCUAACUCAGUGUUACAGUGUGUUUUGACCCCAACUUAAUUUUACGCCGGAAUAUCCCUUUAAAAUGUGUUUUUCCGGGUUUGGAAUUGAAUUACAUCAAUGCUGCAAAACAAUCACAGAAGUCCAGCACAUCCAUGUGGUAUAUGAUAUUUUCUGUGUGCAUGGUUUGGUUGUUGAUGAUCUUCUACCUGUUUCUGGGUCAGUUUUCUGAAUGUGGCUUUAAAUGACUCACACAGGGGUGAUAUUAGCGCGCGAUGAUGGCGACAAGCUUUUUUCACAGAGCGGUCUGGGGUGAAAUGGGUGACUGAUUUUACUACUGCAGUGCCUCACAUGAGGCACAGAGGCAGGCAGCGGCUUGCGUGGUAAUUGGUUAACAGAUGGAGCGCCGGGUAGAGAAAGCGUGUGAGGUCAGCAGCCUGACUGUCAGACUGGUGUCCCUGUCACUGCCGCACCCCCCUGAGGAAGACAGAGAGUGGCGGUAUGCUCUUACCUUUCAAGCUGGAAUGGCAUACUUAUGUGGGAGCAAAUGUGAUAACCCACUUUAUUUGAAACACUAAAAUAAAACUACAACCGUAUCAAAAGAAAACUUAACUUCUGACUUUGCACUGAGAGGAUUUUACUGCCGGCUUAUGAGGAUUGUAGACUCAUAACUCCUCUUACUCCCCACUGAAAGACGCUGCUACAAAAGCAAAAACAGAUCCUGUGUGUGGUAUCAUUUGUUCUGUAUGCUUUUAACUCACUCAAUAGGUGGGCCUGUUCAAGUUCCAUUUGUUUAAAGCCAUGUGGGAUGAAAAAUUUCGCAGGUUUUUCAGAGGACAGUCAGCAACGCAUGCUCCCUUCAAACGGGAAAGGAUGAAAGUCCAACCUUCAUGGUAUUCAGUCCAAUUUUAAUGACCACUUAUUCAUUCAGAGCCACAGAUGGGCCACUACUUCUGCUCGGGGGCUGUGUGGGCUCUAAAUGACCUCUGUUACUGUUUUCUGUCUUGUUGUAAACCCAGUGGCCGGCUGGCCUAAAAUGAACAUUAACUUUCCCGUGGAGUGCGCUGGCUGACUUCAGGGCGGCUCAAAACCGUCAUUAGAAAAGGUCUUUGAGGUCUUUGGGGAGCGAGCACUAAAUAUGGAUCUCUCUCAUUUGAACAGACAUAGUUAACCUGGCAGCUUACCAGCAGCCAGCUGUACACUCAGGAACUCGUCGCUAUUUUUCAUGUAGCAGGAUAGAAAAUUAGAUUUACAUUGGUCCUCUGAGCCUCAACUCUCUCUUUGUGACCCUCAGAAAAUUUCACAUUUUCCAAUCAGUGCACAGAAUAUCCCGUCUGCUCAUAUAUCUAUAGGAUGUUACUUGUUCUUGUUGUCAACAGUGAAUUGAAGGAUCGGCUUGACUGGUGGGGUGAAAAUCAUCCCCGUAUCAGCCCCCGUAUCACAUUCUCUCCCCCACUUUUCCUCUUUGCUUCGGUGUGAGUGUGCUGGAGGAUGCAGGACUCCCAGAGGUUUAUGUCUGUGACUCUAAGCAAGAGUGACAUUUCUCUGACAACACCCAGAACAGGCACCGAGACGCACGCACACACGCACACGCAGUCUCAUAUUCGCACACACAUUGUUUUUUUUUUGUCUCCCUUUCUGCCUCCCCUUUUGCUCCCUAGUUCACAAACAUGUCAGCGGUGGCAUCCCGGACAGACAAGGAGCCAGACGAACGCUUAAAAUCGACACCGACAAAAACGUCUGAGACGGCUCAGUGUGUCAAGGGUUAAAGUAUGAGUGACAGCUGCCAAUCAGAGCAUAAGCGGGCUUGAUCAUGCGGUUGAUGGUGGACAUGCUGGGUGAAUACACAUGUAACCUUAGUAACCGCCACCAUGGGACUCACCCAAUCACAUUUUUGCAUCCAUCUGCUUUUUUUUUUUUUGCAUUGCAGUAGGCACCUUCUGACCAGUUUUUCUGCACGACCUUGCUUUCCCCUGCUCGAUGAAUCUUUUAUGAGCCUGGCAAUGUGGGUUUCUGUGUAGAAGAUUGGAAUAUAAAUAUGGCUGUUGCGCCUAGAGCUCCUCUUCCCGCUCUGAUACAAAAGCUUUCAUAAGACUGAGCAGAUUGGGCAAGCUGCUACUUGAACAGUGCUCUUCACAUCUCUUUCGCUUUUAUCAGAAGACACACAUCCCCCUGUUUCAGAGACCGUGAUGCGUUCUCACACACACCGCACAUAAAUUUCUGCUUCCACCUGCCUGAUCACAGAGCCGGACAACAAACCGCACUCUCCUGGGAAAUCCUUCUUCAACAAAUAUGUCAAAUUAUUCGUGAGGGAUCUUCAUGCACAGUAAAGUUUGCCGAGUUAAUUACAAACGGCGCACAUUUGUGUCGCGGAGCUGAGAGCUGUAGCAGCCGUUGACAUUGAACGAGACGUGAUCACAAAGUGUCAGAGUAAAUCUUUGUUGAACUCUUCAGACUGCGCUACGCCUCUGUCUCUCUUACUACCGCUUUCUGUUUGGUUUCUUUGUCUCUCCUUCUGCUCCCCGUUUCAAAUGAUCCUUCCCUAACUUUAUUCCAGAGAACCCUCUUCUCACCGCCAUGUGCGAGUGUGACAGCAUCGCCUCCCAUUUUAAAAGCUAACUCAAUUGCAGAGCUUUCAUUUUAGGGGGGAUGAAGGAUGAGAGCUAUGCGGCGCAGCAGAGGCGGGUGGCAAGAGGAACCAUUUAAUCGAUGUGUUUUCCACGUGGCACUGUCACUGCCACUCAGUAGGGCCAUUGAUGAGGGAGGCUCUCUCUCUGACUGCGCCAAGGCUUAAAGGCUCCAGUCAGGGAGGCGUGGGAGCCCAGCAGCCACCAGACACUGCUGCAUAUCAAGCAGGCUGGCAGAGCUGCUCCCUGCAGCCCCACGGUGAGCAGGGGAGAGAGGACCUUUGAUAGAGACACUACAUGUAGGAGAGAAGAGAUAACAAGAUGCUCAGUGGAGGGAACAGCAGCUUACAUUAUAUUAUGCUGCCUGAUUCUAAACCCCUGGGACUUUAUCCAAGUCUAAAAAAAACACACAGAGACAAAGUAAGGUGUAACUCCGGAUGUCAACACCACGAUUCAAAAAGGGCCACAACUGAAGACCUCAUGCUGCUAAUUACGAACCCACUGCAUAUUGUAUGAGAGAGAAAGUGAAAUAUGGAGUGAUAUGUGAAGUAUUGAUGACACUUUCUGAAAGAAAUGCGAUCUAGCUUUGAUGGAUUACACGAAGUGGGAGGAAAUGAUGAAACACGCCGACUUUGGCGUUAAUUUUUCAUGGAUCACAGGGCUCAAAUUCAGAUAAGCAUAUUAGUGGGAAAGGAGCUUUUCUAAAAGAGAGCCAAAUCUUUUGAGCAGGACCGUGAUUCCAUUACUCAUAAUAGCCUUUUGAUUAUUCAUCAAUUAAAAAACAACUUCUAAAACAAUGGGUUUGAGCCUGCCCUGAUUUCUCCUUCUCGAGCACGUUUGCCUCUUUUUAAUAACAGCCUGCACAGAGAGCUAAAUGUAGUUCUUGCACAACCCAAAAAAGAGCAUCCCCUACUCUAUGAGAAAAUUUGCGAUUGAUAUGCAUACUGUACAUGCAUCUAGGGCUGCACGAUUCAUCGAUUUUAAAUCAGAUUGGACUAUUUGAUUAUGACGAUGUUAAAAUAAUUAAAAUCAUCAAAUCUAUUUUCCUCUUCUAUCCUGUCUUGCGCCUCCAGGCCACUGUAUGCUCCCCAUUCCUGUGGGAGUGCUCUUCAGUUCCCACACACACCAGUGUAAACAAACGAAGAGUUUACAAAAGAAGGUGAUAAUUUCGUGGCUAAACAGGGCAGGAGUAAGUCAGUAGUGUGAGCAAACCACUCUCCGCUGCAAAGUCUGUCUGAAAGCAGUAUCAAUCCGUCCACACGUCCCCGUCUCGAAACAAAUUCAGGAGUAAACACAAACGUUUUUUGUCGAAUUGGCAUUUCAUCCACACGGAAACUGCGUUUUGGGUGACUGUAAAUGGUGCUUUUUGAAAACGGGUAUAAGUGCAUGAAUCUAAAACGACCACCAUUUCAUCUCUGUGUGGAUGUCUAUCUGCAUCUCUCAAACGAUUAUGUGAAACACAGCGUAACUCUUUUAUGGUGCCUGCGCAAGUCUGGCCAAAACAAUUUGCGGAGUUACAGCACCACUCACUGGCUUGGCAUAUGCAGUACAUCGUUUCAGUGGUUUCGUUUUGAGAAAUGAUAGAAAACUUAUCAAAGUGAAGUUUGGUGUCGUUGUCACUGAAUAAAAAAUCUAAAUCUAAAAUCGAGUUUUCAGAGAAAAAAAAAAAAAAUCGGGAUUUUAUUUUUGGCCAAAGUCGUGCAGCUCUACAUGCAUCUGAAUGCAACAAAACCAUUAGCAUAGCAUCACUGUAUAAAACACAGCUUCCCGUACAGAACAAACUAGAACUUUCACAAUGUCGAUCACUGCCAAGGCCAAUGUUUUAUUUAUUUUUCUUUCGUUAUAAUCCAAAUGUACAAGUGCAACCACAACAAACUAUCUAUCUCGAGGUAAAUCCAAAAACUACAAGAGUUCAACAGGUCAUCAUGAUUAUUUCAGAUGUCUGAGUUUUAUCUGGAUCUUCUCCAAAAUGUAUCCUAUUCCACAGGAAGUUUCAUAUAAAUCAGUUUUUCCAUAAUCCUACAGAAAUACAAGCACCUGUUCUUGGCAGGGAUAAUACACCAACAACUAAUGCACAAACACACAUACAUUCACUGACAAACACACAGGCUGUAUGAAGGUGCAGGGAACUGCAGAUGCUGUGGUGAUCAGGGCUGGUUGUAAGUAUCAGAGCACAGAGGAUGAGAGGAUGUGGAUGCUGAAUUAAUGCCCAGUGGAGUAGAUGAGUGGGGCAACAUGGCUAGAAGAGUGGGGGGAGAGAGAGUGCGAGAGAGGAGAGCACAAAGUGAAGUAGCAGGAGAUGAAAAAAAUGAAAGACUGUAGAAGGAGAUGGAAGGAGACACAGAGAAAGUCUCCUCCAGACUGUGUCUGCAGGGCGGUUAUCUCUGCCAUCCUAACCAAAAGGAGAAUAAUAAUUAGAGGCCCGUUGCUCUGUCACCAUGAUUUUUUCCUCUUUACUGGCACUGACACUCCUUACAGAUUGUCUUUAAUUAGCCCCACGUUGCUCAGUCAAUACAGCCAUGACCAUGACAGAACAACGGCAUGUGCAUCCUGUCACUUUGGCAAGAGUAGGCAGCAGGAAGAAAGGACAAAGUGAUGACAGACAAGAUGAGAGAAGAAAAUGAUGUGGAGUGGCAUGUCUGUGAGAAGAAGGGUGGGGGAAGAAACGUCAUGCUCUGAUAAAAACCUGCUCUCAUGAUGAUUACAGUCUGCACUUGUUUAUCUUAUACUGACUUUAUAAACUUGUAGAUGUGUGGAUGGAUUAGAAAAGAAACAGUUUGAAGUCAGUUCAGCUGUUUCUGCCAGUUUAUGUUACAGGAUCUAAUGCAGUGAUCCUGGUUAUAUUUUUGAGCUGCAGAGCUGAGUGCUUCAGCCACGCUAAUGGUGAUGUGAUGAAUAGGUAUUCAGGAGAGGUCUCUCUCUCUUUAAGCUCUAAUGCCUCAGGCUGCCGGCCCUCUCAGGCCCAGCUCUCAUCUCUUACUUCUCUCAGUGAGGGGAACAGCAUGCAGGGAGCUGCUGCAGAGAUCUUCAGAGAGGAGGACUCGGCUCUUGUCAUGCACAUUUUUCUACUUGGCAUGUUCUGGAUUAAUAUCUGCGGCUGUCAUGCUUUCAUCUUUUGUCAAAUCAGUCCUGAACCAAAUUCUAAAAUGUAAUGCGAGUGCCAAUAAAUUAUAUAUCAAAAAAAGGAACAAAAACAUAUCAUCAUCGGGAGUGCGAAAGAUAAAACUCUUGAGCCCUUGCAUUCUUAUAAAACUGAUCAUAUUUUUAUAUUGUUAUGUAAGGGUGGACCCUCGCAUAUCCCCCAUUAAAAUUCAAAUCAGUGAUUUGAUUGGAGGGUGUCAAAAAUGUCCUCAGACUGUUUUUCCUCUGAGAAUCGUUUUAAAGGGAUAUUUACGCCAUUCUUAUCCCCAUGCUUAGAGGUAGAAUCUCAUUUUGGGUGCAUCCUUUUAAGUUUUACUCCCGGCAAUCUGGGAAUUUCGACAAUGAUAUGUCUCAAGGGGAACAAGCAGCGGAGUCACAGACUGUCAUGUCGUAAAGACAGGCUAGAAAAUAUUUAUGUUAACGAUUAGCAAAGGAAGCACCUCCUUCAGGGAAAAUCAUCUCCCAUCCCCUUUACGUGCCGCGUGGAAUAUUAAUGCGAGGGGUGGCCUUUUCUGAUAUCAUAUCUCCCAGGCUGCGCUCAAAAAUAUCAUCAUUAAACUCUGAGGAUCUGUGUCGUGCUAUGAGUAAAGACAGCAUCCUGCUUCGACUGAAAUGCUGCAGAAAAGCACAGACAGGCUGUCGAAAGUUAACUACAGAGAUACUUCUUCUAAAUGUCGGAAAAACAGAAUCGGAUUUAUUGUCAAGCAGGUUACACAUAUGAGGACUUGGUGUUUGUUGCAUGACAGAAUAAGAGGCUGGAAAUAGAUGCAAGGCAGUGAAACAACAUCAAACCCUUCCUCAUGAUGAUGUUGUUAUAAUGUCGACAUUUCAUUAAAGUCCACUGCUUUUAACAUUUAUUGUCACGUCUGAGUUUCACUUCUAAAGAUAACAGAUUUAAGCAACAUCACACAUAAAGAGUGUUACGAAACAUAAUAAAAGCGUAGCAGUGACUCAGAAACAGGCAUAAAGCCUGAGCAGAGUGUCAAAUAUUUCACAGUGUGCUGAUAUUUUAACCUGGAUUGGUGAUAUCACGUUAAAUGACAGAUGCACAAGCAGCACGAACUGGCAUGUCCAGAGCUUUUCGACAGGGGAGGCCCAGCCGGGUUGCAUCAAGUCAGAUCUGUCAUCGAAUACAGAGUCGCAACAGACGAACCUUCUCGGCUUGUUUUUGUGAGGAUUCAAAAAAACAAUUCGAUACUCACAAAAAUACAAGCUUCAAAACUUUGCCAAUAAAUGUUUUUCAGUCAUGAAAUCUCACAUUUUUGUGCUUUAGAGGGUUUUUGCAGCAGCUGAACACUGUGUCUAGAAUCUAGGCUCCUACCUAAUAGCUCCACACAAUUUACUUCUACAUGCAGAAAUUGAAGAGUAAUGAGACAGUAUGUUUGAACCUCUCAGUUGGAGCCUGCAGGUGGAUGCUGGGGUGACAGUGGGACUGGAAAUUUUAAGCACAGCAAUGGCAGAAGCAAAGCAGAGGCAGAGAGCUGGAAUCUUGCAGCUUUUACGGAGCCCCUAAUUGGGAGGACACGUGUGUCACAGGAUCAUGAGAGUAACCCAUGUUAAGUGUAAUUCAGUGCAACUAGAGCUGCCUGUCUGAACUAGUUGCAAGCUUUGCUCCAUUUUUGACAGUAUAAGACAGUUAUGAACAGUAUUUUUCUACAAUUUAAAGAACCAGUACUUUUAAAUGCAAAGAAAGCCACUGGCCGCCUGUUGAGGAUACUAAAGAUUUAAUUUUAACAAAAUCCAGACUCCAAUGAGGGAAAUAGUCAAUCAUUGUUUGGAAUUAUAGCCCUUAAAUGCCAGAAACCACAAAUUAUAGGCAGAAAAUUCAAUUUCUUUUGGAGCUGAUAUGUUUAUUUCACUUACUACUGACAACCCCAGAAAUCAAAAUGUCCUUAAAAUUGAACAAAUAUAUUUAUUUAUCUCAUUUUAUGCAUUAGAUGUUUUUAGAAACUGAUAAACCACAAGAGGACAUUUUUUAUCGUACUGUAUUCAGGUGGGUUUUUUUAGUAAUUUGUUGAUCAUAUUGAUUGACCAUAAAAGUAUGUAUCAAAUAUGAUACAAAAGGCAUUCAAGGGUUAGGGUGUCACUUGGGGUGGCCAAUAAGAUCUCAAAGUGGACCCUAUCUAGAUACACCCCUGGCUGCAUACAGUAAUGAACAGUGAUACCUAAUAAUUCACUUUGCUUCUCUGACAAAAAUAGUUCCGCUUUGACUGGAGCUGAACUGUCUCUGACGGCGUCUUAAAGGGACAAGAGACCAUAACCUACCUACACACAUCCAAAACCAACUUCUAUUUAUUAUUUUCUUGAUACCAAAUAUACCGAUACGGACAAAAUGAAGUUGGUUAUUGUCGUAAAUUUUGGUAUCAUAAAUUUUUGGUUUAUCGCCCAGCCCUAAUGCAAAGUUUCAUUUAUUUUAAGACUCCUGCAGCAACACAGAUACUCUAAAGCAACAAUGUUUUCUGAUUUAAUGAAGCAUCAUGUUUGCAACUUCCCAGACAUCUGAGCAUCAAUAACACAGUAAUUGUGCAUUGUUUGUGAAUUGUUCCAUUGUUAAAGUAACACACACUGUACUGAGACUCUUGUGUGUUUCUCUGUACAGCACUAACAAAGCACUUCCACAACCGUUGUGUGCCCUCUAUUACACAUACCAGCACAGGACUUCACAAUCAGACACUGUUUCUUCGUUUUAUCGUAAAGGGGCUACAUUUCUAGAAGGCAGGGCUGUUCCAAAGCACACAGACGUUACACACAACAGAAUCGACACUUGGCUGUAAAAUUGAGACAUGUUCCGACAUUCAUUACCAGUGUGUAUCUGCCACACAUUGCAUCUGUUGCUGUGAGCUCCAGCUUGAUGAUCCAGAGCAUUCCCCUGUGGUGAAGAAUCAGACUCUCCAGUCACUCUUUACCAUCAGAGCCAACCGCUCCCUCUUCCCUUCCGCCAACACCUUCCCACUCAGAAUACUUCUCAUCUCACACUCGGCUACCUCCGCAGAAUAUUACCCCCUUUAAAAUAUUCAACCUCCAGCCUCUCAUUUCUGCUCUGUACACUCAUUUUCUCCAGUUUGUUGAUGUUUACUGUCUCAUUGUUUGUUUAAUCACUGAAUGGAUCGGCGGCGCCUCAAUUUUGACAACGCAAGCAGAGACUUUACAGAUUAUACGUCUGGAAUCAUCGGAAGGGUAUUAGGGGAUGGUACAAAGGACACAAGCGAACACAGGACUGCUUAUUAAUACUAAUAAUACGUUUUUUCCUUGUUCUAGCAGCAAGGCAACCUCCCAUUAAAGCACACAGUGACAAGCUAAUUUGCUUUUCUACAAGUUUCUCCUAACCCUCUUUGCCCAGAACUCCAUUUGGCUGUAAAUGUAAUAUUGAGUUAGAGGCUGUUUUGGGAUUUCUCUCCAAUGCACACUGAGCCUGUGUUAUACUAAUAAUGUGUCCCUAAUUAAAUGUUACAGCUUCUCUGAGCAUUAAUGACCUGAAGACAGAGGAUACAAAUGGAGACUGCAGUGUGAGCUCAGACAAAGAAGCUGGACACGAGACUGCAGGCUGCUUCUCUCCCUUCAUGACUAAUAUGCACUUAUAGCUGAUGGUCAUUGUUUGCUCCUGACCAUGUUGAGAGCGGAGCAGUAAGAUUAUUUAUUACAUUUUUUUAGAAUUGGCUGCUGCAAACUCUCAGUCAACUAGGCUGUAAUUGGCAGGAUCUCACCAAUCCUCUCUGGUCCUGUUUGCUCCGCUGUUGCAGACGUGGCAGAAAACAGACAAGAUGUAAAUUCACUACCUUGGGGAGUCUCAAAUGCAUCAACUGUUCUUUUCUCUCUUUUCUCUGCCUUUCUCUUUACCUCUUCUUUGCAUCCGUCAUUUCUAUAACCCAUUUAGUCCGUCUCCUUUGUUAUCCUUAUUUCCCUCCUGUGUAACCUACCUCAGUGAUUAGUCAAUCAUGGUGAUAUCUCCGCUCUGUGGCUGGGUGAUAUUCGUAAACAAUGACUCAGACGCAGAUCAGCGGUAGUCAUCUACAGUGUAGAAAGGCCAAAGCACCUAGCAUCAGCUCGGAGCUCUUCUGCAACACACAAAAAAAAAAAAAAUAGAUGAAUAAAUUUUAAAUGAAACAAAGCACUUUGCCAGCAGGGUAAUAAAACAAUGAAAUGGCACUCAACAGCAGCAGUUCAGAAGCAGAUUCAAAAAUGCUCUCAUCAGCAGUGCUCUAUAUUGGGGUCUUAAACAGACUUGUAAAUAUUAGCAUUUAAAAAUACAUUGUGUUUAUCAGUUCAAAGAAAUUUAGCUGGCCAAUACUCAGCUGAAGAAAAGUUAACAUCUGGAUGAAAAAACUCAGUUAUUCUGGGGGAUAAGGACUGGGCCAGCAUCCUGAGUUCACUGAAGGGCACACUGAAUAGGGCGGGGUAUCGUCAAUUAGCAUGCUUUCUUUGAGCCCCAGACAUCUUUCUGUUGAACUGACGACUUCCAAUUCGCUGUCAGUAAUUACUGCAUUUACAGGAAUAGCUUUCCCGACACACACAGAGAAUGUUUGAUUAGCAGGUUGGAAGAAAAGGUCAGGAUGUGGCAUUGGCUUUCUGCUGCUGGAUCCAGGACAAGCGCGGACAUUGCGGGUCACUUCUAAUCAGGUCAUAGAGCCGGGAAAUGAUCAUAGUAAUUGUGUGUGUUUGAAUGAGUAUUUGUAUGCAUGUGAUGAUGCCAGAGUGCCUCUGUGUGCGUGUGGGCAAUUCAACUGGGCACAUUUAGCACAGGAAGUGCAGCAGUGAGAUGUAUUCAGCUGGUAAUGUUGGCAUGAGUAGGAGCAGAACAGUGGAUGGAGACAUGCUGUGCUGCAGAAUGCAUGGCAGCUGAUUGCCAUGCCAUUGCUUUGAUCAAGGCUUUUUUUCAGCGGGCUUCCAGCAAAAUGUGGCGCCCUGCAUGUGCCUGAUUGUCCUAUCAGAUAUUCAACCAUAUAUGAUUCAUACAUACCAAAUACCCUACAAAUAAUGAUGUAUAAGCCCCCAUGGGCUGUUAAGAUUGUAAUCAAGAGAACAAUCAGAAGCAAUCAAUCCUGCCAUGAAUACAAUUUGAAUGCAUGUUCUGGCAAAAUAUUCAUGAAGCUGGGAACAACUACGCUGAGCUGCAACUUUUCUAAUGCCGUCUGUGUUUGGUCAAAGGAAGUCUGGCGAUGCAAUGCAGUCCUCAGGGGUGGAAAAAGUACUAAAAUAUUCUACUCGAGCAAAAGUAAAGUUGCUUUAAUGAAAUGAUACUUUAGGAGGAGUAAAAAUACCAGUCAGGUAAAAGUGAAAUUUAGUUUGAAAACUGAGUGCUUGCUUUUAACAUGAAGGUGGGGAGUGAGAGGGGGUUGAAAAGUAAACUCUCAGCACUCAGUAAAGUGACCUGUCCAGCUUUCAGGACAGCUUGUACAAAUAAAAAUCAGAUUGCAGCUCGCAGCUUACCUCACUAUUGUUGAAAAGAGGUGACAGCAGUACAAAAAGCAAUGUUUUGCUGAUGAGUUAUUGACCUGAGAAGGACAAACCUGUGAAUGUAUUCCCAACUUUGCAAGAGUACUUGUGGCGACUACAAAAUGCAUGUUAUUUUCGCCCUCAAUGUUACUUCAACUGGCCACAAGGAAACAGGCGGAUGCAAAUCAGUCUGUUGCAGUGUAAAAAAUAGUGAAGUACAGUACUCUAGGGUUACACAAAUACUUCAGUAAGGUACUGAUUUAAAAAAUACUCAAAAAAGCACAAUUUAGGGCAAUUUACGACAAUAACCGACAUCAUUUUGCUCACAUCGGUUUAUUCAGUGUCAAAAAAAUAAACAAAUAAAAGUUAGUUUUGGGUGUGUGUAGGUAGGCUAUCUUCUCAUGUCCCUUUAAGAUGCUGUCCUAAGUCAGAGAUGUGACUCCACCCCAUCCAGUCCGUAACAAGGAGGGACAGACAGGUGAGGAGAUGGAGGACGGUUCAAAAGUUGUAGCAGCUGGAGUAGACGAAGUUAAUGCGAGAGGGGGUGAGCAGCUUGUGGAGUAGUUCUCAUCCAUUUAUCGGUAUCAAGGUGAAUUACUCAAUAUAUUGAGAUAUUGAUUUGAGGCCAUAUCGCCCAGUUCUAGCACAAUUCCACACACACACAGCAACCCCAUUUAAUUAAAGUAACCUGUUACUCUCCACCCCUGGCAGUCCUUUUCAUCAGUGUUAGUCCCUCAGGUGGGUUAAUAAAAAGGCAGAUGGCUGUAAAACAUCACGUCACAUUAUUCUAAGUUAUCGGCACCAUUCCAGCUCCGGGUUUGUAUUUGUCUGUCUGAAGCCGCGAUUAUAUUUUCUACACUGUACUGAAGCCAAGCUCCGGUCUAAGCUAUACAUCUUCAGGCCUGAUAUCAGUCAAGUUGUCUGUGAUCUUUUAUGAAUGCAUCUUGUCCUCAGAGUGGGUUGAUCAGACAGGCUCCUCUGUGAAGACAAAACAUGGACUCACUAUUGGGUAUAUUGUAGGUGUGUUACAGUCGAUACAGCCAAGCAGACACACUUACCAUAUUGAUUUUCUUUCUUGUGUGUUCCCACUGGAAGGACAGACUUUCACCUGUUAACAGCUAUUAUUGUACUUGAGCACCAUCGGGCUGAGCCUCAGGCAACAGUGAUGCUGUUUUGUUCCCUACAACAGUGACCGAGAUACUGUACAGUAUGUGCAUGUCACGGCUCUGCUGGGCCUCUCACACAACACUGUGGCAACCACCAUUAGCGGGUAUUGUAGACAUUUUACAGCUCAGUGGAGAGAGAGCCUCGCUCAUGCAAGUGGACACAAAUAUGGAGAGGUACUGACAAACACUCGAUAGAUGCAUGCAUAAGUAAAGAUGCUUCAGUUGCAUGCACAGGAAAAAUCAGACACAUGGUAUGUCACUCAAAGUUACUCGAUUAUUCAGAGGAGAUCACAGAGCCUUAUAUUGCGAAGCUGUGCUGAUGCAAUCUAAACGUGCAGGGUUAUCGUCUCCCCGUGUAAGAUCUUCAUGCCACCAGCAUUCAUCAUGUGGUGAUUUAUCUACUGUCAGCUGCCUGCAGGAAAAAGGUCCUUCUCCAUUUGUUGUAAACGUUGGCCGCUUUGAUUACUGAAUAUACACAAUUCAAUCAGAUGUGCUGUCUUUAGACAACCGGGGUCAAUGCAAGUGUACUUCUGUGGCCUCAGAUGCCACCAUAAAAUGUUAAAGCCCAGAUGAGUUUCCUUCAUCAAAGCCCCACAGGAGCCAUUAAUAGAUUAAACACUCCAUGUUGAAAGCACACCACUGUCUGCCUGCCUGAACCCUGGGGUACAGCCUAUUUAUGUCAUUUAAACCGUUGCUAUGGUAAUAGGGUCACGCUUUGUUUAGGCUGAUUUUGAUCCUGAUAUAUUUAGAAGGCAGUGGGCCUCCAUGUCCAUCAUCUAAUUAAUGAAUUAUGACUCAGAAAAAUAGCCAGUAUUCUUAGAACCAGAUGACGGCAGCAUCUUUCCGAGCUCAGGCGGGGGCUUGCUUUGUGUGUGGCUCGGCUGCUUCAGUCACAACAGCUCUGCAUCAUUAUGAAGGAGGUCUGUGCAAUUAGCUGAGGUGUAAUUCGGUCCUGUGUUUCAGCUGUAGAUCUGUGGCCCGCUGUGUGUUUUUUCACAGUGAAAACAUGGCGAGUGUUUGGUGCUGCCUGCUCCCCCGUAUUGUUAUCUCACCCGGAGCUUGUCCCCAUGACCUCAGGGCUUUGUAACGCUCUACUGCCAUCCAUGGGUGUGCUGUGCACGAAUGCUGCCAUUUCCUCAGUUGGUGGGGAUUUUCACCAUUUGAACUGAUUAAAAAUGCCCUUUAUAGAGCAAACCCACAGGCGAAGAAGCAGAGUAGAUUUUUUUCUAUGUUUAUGUUAUACACAAAGCUAUGUUCGCAUGUCUGUGAGUGAAUGUAGAUGUUCAGUUUUUUGGUUCAUGCAACAAGACAUCGAACAUCACCAGUUAAAGUGUAAGAGCACAGAAUAGAAACGGCACAAGCUGAGACACAUGCAGACUUGAGGAGAAACACAUGAAAGAUGCCAUUUUUCCUUUUGCCAGAGGGGCAAGGGACCACAGAGCGAGUGGGAGUGAGGGAAGUUAAAGGCUAAAUAAGAUUCACGGAGAAGGAGAACAAAAGAAAGCAACAGAGAAUUAAAGAUAAUGAUGCGGCAGAGAAGCAGCAAAAAAGAGGCUGGCCAAUAAUUAGAGUCGAAACUAUGAAGCAGGGCUGUGAAAAUUAAUCAAAAAGGAUUAAAUUAAUACAGGUUAAAUGGCCAACUUCCUCUCUGGCUAAUAUUUAAUGAAAGCUUGUUCUGCCAACAGACUGUGUGAUUGGACAGAUGAUUGGCAGAACCAUAGAUUCUUUGAGGUAUGGCAGAGUGUCCUCAUCACACUCGUUAUUCUCGUCUUUUAUUUGGUCCAUCACUUUUACAAAAAAAGGAUGCCAUUUGACCUUCAAUCAGUGAGAGGAAUUUAAGAUGAAAACAUACCAGUGCGCUCCACUCCACAGCUCAUGCAAACACAUGAGUUAUUAAAACUGGUCUCGGGUAAAAAAAACCUCUGAGAGAAUAUGAAAUGUGGGAGUGUCUGGUGGCAGCCAUUGUCGCCUCUGUAAGCCAAUGAUUCUGUGUCUUUGUGCAGCAAUAACUUCAAAUCUGGAAUAUGCACAAACAGUAAGAGUUUAUAUCUAAUAGAAACAGACAAAGUCCCUAUGGUCUUCGGUUCAGACGGCUUAAUGCCUGCUGACUCUUGAUAAAUAUUAUAUCAGAACAUUGCAUGUGUUUACUCACUGAUCAGUGUGAGACAGUCUGGGUUAUUUUGAGAUCAGAAAAAUAAUUACUCUGUGAUCAUUAGGAGAGAAAAACAUUAAGAGCGUUAGGCAUUGCCUCUACUACCAUCCAUUAUUACUGCUUCUUACUUUUUAAAGAUCAGUUCAAGUUCAAAGAAAGGAAUUUGUUUGGUCUGAGUAAAGCGGGGAUAGAAUUUGUAGGGUAGGCAUAAUGUCAUGUAAGAUCCUCACAAGAAUAAUGUUGUAUUUAAUCACCAUCUUGCUACUGCAGGAAACGAUUUAUGCUUUAUGAAACAAUUAAACAUUAAAGCUGAACAAACUGAAACCAGUAAAGAACAUUUUCAUCCAAAUCAUCCAGUCUACUGUUUGAAAAGUGUUCCUCAUAAGCCUGUCGGGCUCUUGGAUCAUCCUAGAUCGAGCAUCAAUAAGCAUAAUUUUGAGAUAUUUUCAGCUCUUUUACUUCAAUGACUUGUUCUCUUCGCAAAGACUGUGAUAGGUAAAUACAGACCCGGAGGUAAAGGGUGUCUCUAUCCAUGUUUGGAUCUCUGCUGCCACCAUGUGAAUAUGUCGGUAAGUGCAUUCUCUCCAGGAGCUGCAAUAAUGGUGAUGGAGAUAAGAAGCAUGACUUAGAGCAGUGGUUCUCAAGUCCAGUCCUCGAGGCUCACUGUCCUGCAUGUUUUGGAUGUUUCCCUGCUCCAACACACCUGAUUCAAAUGAUCAGCUCGUUAUCAAGCUCUGUAAUGGCUUAAUAACGAGCUAAUCAUUUGAAUCAGGUGUGUUGGAGCAGGGAAACAUCCAAACCACUGGACUUGAGAACCACUGACUUAGAGCAUAGCACAGAUUUCUUGGCUAAAGUUUCAAAGUUAACACCACCACAGCUGAAUCAGCUUAAGUAGAACAUUCAUAUGGAUAUGAAAUGUUUUGGAUUUCUUAACUGGUAAGAUUCACUUCUGUAGCUGCAGCCUGAAAGUAUUCCAGAGAGUGGUUUAUAGCUUUAGAGGGGAAAUCCAUGUCAUGUCAAAUUAGAUGAAUUGAGGGACGUACUGUCAUUUGGCACCAGUGUAUAUCCAGCAUGCUCUUGGACAUUGGCACUGGCAUUGACGUAAUCCUGCAGCAGUGUGUUUGUGUGUGUGUGUGUGUGUGUGUGUGCAUUGUAGCUACAAGGAACCUUUUUCCUUGUACUACUUGUAAAAAUAAGACUGUAAAUUGUAACGCCAUAUGCACUCUUAUAUCUCUUUAACACUCCCUCAUAAAGUGGUAACUACAUUUUUCGAGCUCCAGAAUUGAGUAAUAGCUGUGAGAGUCGCUGAGACUGAAUGCAGUUUUACUGGUAACCACAGGGGGGCAGUCUUGCUACAUAAAUAGGAGGCAACCUCACGAGUGAGACUGAUGUGGGAGUCAGCAGGUGAGCAGAAGAGCACUGAACAAUUUUUUGGAUGAGACUCAGAAAGCUGUCUCUCCUCAUAUCACUUCACAGUCCUGCCCCACACUCAGGAGCCCCUAUCUGUCACCCACUGUGACUGCGUGGGGAGGGGAACUCAAGCGAAGGCUGACAAAGUGGAUAAGUCAGCAGGCCAGGGUGCAAGCAAGAAAUAGAGAUGACCUGGACGUUUUUGUUUUUUUUUUCUCUUCCCAGAGUGAGCCGUCAUUUUAAUGCAUGGCUGUUUAGGGUGUAGAAAUGACACCGCCUGCAGCCUGGAAUCUCGCUGUCAAUUGUCGAGAGGAGAGGUGUCAAAAAGCAAUUCGAGACACCCUUCAAUUCACAUGCUGCUUUAUUGCAUCUCACCAAAUUGUAUAGAGGGUGGGGGCAAACCCUGACAGCAAUGAUUUGAGACAAAAUACAUACCUCGCACCCAGGAAAUGGAUAUAAACCUGACCACAUGUGAAAGCUGUCCUACAAUGAACCUAAAGGUGAGCAGACAUGAAGCCAAAUAUCCGUCGACACUGGCUUAUGUGCUACGGCUGCUGAAAGCCACCAUGUGAGUCCCCUUCAUUAAAGGGACGUAUGCUAUAAGAGUCAUAAGUAGAGAGGCACUCCUAGUUUAAUUAAUCAGUUUACACUCCAACGACAAAAUAUUCCUGGAAAUUUGCAGCAACUCUUCCAGAGCUUCAGUUUCAUAUCAUGUAGUACCUGUCAAGAAGAUGUUGUAACCUAAUUCAGAGUUACGGUUACGCCUCAGGCAGAGCGCACUUAGUAGGAUGCUGAGGAAGUGCAAGCAACAGCCUGAUAUCAGAUAUGUCAUCAUGAAGCAGAAUGACAGACAAGCUGUCAGAAGCAGCCAUGGGCAGAAGCACCUGGAUCUCUCCCACAUUAACGUCUCACUGAACCACCUGUCUGCAUCUCCCAUCCCGAGCCCCUAGCCAACCUGAAAUCUUAUCUAACCCCACCUUCAUAUCAGUCCUGCACUCCGUACAGACAAUGUGCUGAGGAUGCCAGAGCAUCUUCAGUGCCCUGGAUGCCCUGAGCACUCACAUGUCACAUAACAUAGAGCAGAGAUCAGCCCUCAGUAAUCAGUCUCUCUCUGAUCUCCACGCCUCAGAAAUGUGUUCUCGCAUAUACAACAAGAUGUGAGUCAUGAAAGGACAGCCAAAUGUCAAAGACAGAGAGAGGGAAAGAAAAGAAAGGAUACAUGCAUGCAAAACAGGGCUGGCAAGAGCAGAGCAGCGGCUGAUUGGGGAGGGGAUGAGACAGAGAGGCAGCCAAUGCGCAGCUCUGCAUCUUGAGGAAGAGAGGGAACGAGACAGAGAGAGAGAGAGGGAGGGAGGGAGAGAGAGAGAGAGAGAGAAGGGGAGGGUGAGGGAGAGAGAGAGGAAAGGAGUGAGUGAGAGAGAGGGAGGGGGGUGAAGCAGGAGCAGUCACUCUGGGAGGGAGGAUUCCAGGGUGAUGCUGUUGGACGUGAGCCGUUCUCCGCUUAGCGCUCUCUGGCUGUCCUUUGACUGAGCCAGAGCUGAGUGAGUCUGCUCGCUGUGAUCCACCGGCUCUGGGGGGAUCUGCUGCUGCUUGGACUGAGGCUGAAUCUGACUGUCCGUUUCCCUGCCGAGGCUGUCUGGAGCAGAGAAGUGUUGACUGGAGCCGAGGUCCAGGGCAGGGUAGGGCAGGGCAGGGCAGGGCAGGGCUGGCUGUCGGGCCAUUUUUCUGGGGCCCCACAGGAGGCAAACAUGAGUGUCCCCAUGCUCAAGAUCGGGGCGGUGCUCAGCACCAUGGCCAUGGUGACCAACUGGAUGUCUCAGACCCUGCCCUCUCUGGUGGGACUCAAUGGGACCACCAUCUCCAGAGGGGGCACCUCGGAAAGGAUUGUCAGCGUGCGUAUGACUUUCUCUGCUUUUUUUUUUUCCCUGAGUGAGCGUUCAUUCAUGCUUCUGUCCUGAAUGUGAGAAAUGAAAGAGAGUGGAGGAUGAAAGAUGAAGAUAGCGGAAAGAGUGGGGUCAUGUGUGAGCUGGUAUUUGAACUAUGAAGGAUUUCUCAUAAAAGUCAGACUGUGACACCUGGGGAUGUUUUAAGAGAGAUAAUGAGGGUGCAGACUUGAACGUGAGAGCGGUAUUUUAACGAAACAUGACUGAUGCACAUUUUCCUGCGUGAGUCACAUUAAGUAUUAUAAAGCAGAUUUGUUGGCUUCUUAAUAUGAGUGAUGAGAGGUGGAAGACGCAGUGUGGACGGCCGUGGUAAAUCAUAUGUUUGCAGGGGUGACGGGAGGUAGAGAGUGUUUCUGAGUGAUGUUCAGACUGAUCUCAUCUGUCACUCUCCUCCAGGCUGGGAAGGAUGGUGCUCAGAAUCAGAGGUGAUGCAGAAAGCGGGGGGGUUGAGACAAUGCUAUAGUUAUGGAGAUGCCUUUUUCUGCUCGCCCUGUUGGUCCCACAUGAAGAGAGCUCAAGUGUAAAAACAACUUUUCUUUUAGUUUAGAUGUUUCUUUUUUUUUAAUUCACACAUACACAGAUUUCUCUUGUGCUUUUCCAUUAGAAAUCAGAAUCUGGCAAAUUAAUGAGAUAUUUUCUGGUUCAUCAGUGAUUAAUAACUGCUUUGCUUCAAUCCUGAGUGUGCUUUCAUGGCGCCUUUCCCAAUAGGAAAAAUGCCUCGGUCUGUUAGAAUGAUCGGAUAAAAUUGAACAUCCCGAGAGAUCUGUGACCAUCUGGAAAUGUGUGUAGGUGUGUUUGUGAGUGUGUUUGUGUGCUUAAAUAUGUACUCUGAGUAUGUGUUGGCAUUCUUCUCUCAGGGGUGAAAGUCCAUCUGUUUGAAGUUAGCUUUAAUCAUUUAGAAAGUUUGUUAAAACAUCAAUCUGGCUGCUUAUCUGUCCUUAAUAUUGCAGAGAGAGGUGUGGAGCUGAAAUGUUUUCUAUGGGGAAAAAAAAAAAAGUGUUACCUUUGCAAAAAUGUCAAACAUCAAGCUCAGAGUACUUGAGUCCAAACAGUUCUAUUUCUCUUUGUAAUAACUUGUACAUAUUUGAGUCGGUGGUUUAGAAAACAUCAAAGCUGAAUCAUAAUAUAACCUCAGUACCAAUGUCAGCGCAUAAAGCCUGUUUGAAUUAUUUACCACAUAAACUCUGUAAUCCUUUUAAACACAUACUUUUGCUUUGAUGGGAAAAUAGGAAUGAUCCAUCCAUUUAUUUUCUAUACCUACUUAUCUCGCUCAGGGUCAAGAACAUAAAAACAUAAUCACUUUCUUCUUUUUUUUUUUGCUGAAUCAAGACUCAUAACUUGAAGCUAGAUCAUUUCCAUUUCAAACGACUGAAGCAAUAAAACACAACAUGUAAUAAUGAGAGGAUAUUUUCUUUGGAGUAACCCUCGUUCACAGCCUAUGGAGGAAAUUGUGGCUAUUGAAGUUCAUCAAAGUUUCAUCACUACUGAUGAGCCAGUUUGAUGGUGCCAGGAUUAUUACAGUCUAACAGUGUGUUGUGAUGGGAAAUGUCUCCGCUUUGAGACUGGAAUAAUCUCCCCUCAUAAACAAUGGCAGCGAAUAAAAGUUUAAUGUAAAACCUCGCCUCAAAGUACCAUCACUAUUAAUGAGACAUUUUCCUGUGAUGAUCUCAGACGCGGUCAUGACUCAUACAAUGUUUACAGCGCUAAUCAAAGAUAAUCUAGCUUCACUCUUGUGACACUGGUGCUAGUUUGCCCACUGGCCGUUGCAUGGCUUUUUCCCCACCCUGGCACCCGUGCAUCCUGCGUCCCAUAUUCUCGCAGCUCAGAGCCAUCUUCAAAGUCUGCCUCACUUGCUUUCUGCAUCUGUCUACAAACCAGCUGAUCUCUGAACACAGCUGACUGAGUUGAUGUGGAUCUUCCUGCCAUGGCACUGAGCACAACACUGCCUGGAUGCUUGUACACAUCUGGAUAGUGCAAAAUCGUGUUUUCUAAUGAGCACAAGAGACGCUGCAAGUGGAACGCUUACAAGGAUCUGGUGUGGUUAAAGUGUGGGCAAAGGAAGGAUGUAGACCUGCCAGAUUGCACACCAAAAAGCUGACUAAAAUUCAUCAAACUGUACAUCUGUUUUUAUCUAUAUAACCUUAAAGCUAAAGGGAAUUCGUAAAACAAGAAAACUAGUGUGAUUAAUCUGAAUAACCUUCAAACUUAGGAGUAUUUAUUUAGCUUUAGGUGAGCUACAGGCUUAAAUAAAAACACACAUUAAGAGAGAGGGACACAGUUGAAAGCCCUAUAAUGAGGAGCUGUGAGGAGACAUAUAAUCGAAGCUCUUUAAUUGACUCCAUCAAUUCAUCAUGGAUAAAUAAAUAUGUAUGACACUGAAGUGAAAAAUCAGAGGUUCAAUCAAUUAUCCGUCUGAAAUAAUCGUUGACAUUUAAACACAUUACACACCGUUUCACACAGGUAAGUGGUCUAAGCAGGCAGAGGUAUGAGUAAUUACUGCAUGGAAGCUAGAGUUAUGGAGUUAGAUUGAAGAAAAUAUUCCUUGAGUGGGAAAACUACCCCCACAUGCUCUUUCAGCAUUAUUUCCAGAGCUUCAUUAAGAGAACACAAAUAGUCUUUUUAGAAACUAUGUGAAACAAAACUUAGAAAAGUGAUGAUGAAUUUGUUCACACCAUGUUAAUGCAUUUGAAGAAAAUUAGAGCCACCUCUCUGUUCUUCAAACGAUUAACUAUUACAGUGUGAAACAUAAGCUAUUUGUGUAAUCUUCAACACCCUCAAGCAGAAGUGUGAAAUGUCUAAUCCGGAGUAUUAACAAACAAUAACAACCGCUUAAGCCAGUUGAAGCAGCUAUGGCUCAGUGACUCCAGUGGGUUAUCUAGUGAAAGGUUGGCGGUUUGAUCCCAGUGCUGCAGUUACAAACUAAAAUGUCCUUGAGCAUGAAUGUGUGAAUGAGGUAUGAACGGGUGAAUGAGGUGAGUAGAGUCACAGUGGUUUAUGAAGAUUAGACUGAUUGUCUCUGAGUGUAACUUCAUCUGUGCGCAAUACAAAACAGAGAAACCUUCUUUCCUAAAUUGUAUUUGAAUUUCCAAUUAGCGUUUAUGGCUUACGCUGUCAAUUUCUAAGUGAUUGCUCACUAACUGAGAAGUUCAUUUUUCCUGGAGCUGAGCCAGCGGUGCAUGCAUCUUAGAUGUAUUGCUCAGCAGUAAUAUACUGCACAUACCAGGAAGUAUUGCGCAUAAGCAGCCUCGCUCUGUCACAAUUCUCCGGCAGAGCAGUCAAGCUCCGAUGAACUCUCCUGGAUAUCAAGAUAGACAAAACACUGGAUUUGGGAGGGAUGAGGUUUUCUCAUGCACACAAUCCUCUGCAGCCAUCCUGCAGGGCGGCUGUGGCUCAUGAUCCUUUGCAUGGGCAAGACUCUGAACCCCAAAUUGCUCACAGUGACAUAGUAAAUGGUGUGCAAAUCCAUAUGAAUGGGAUUAGUUGAUACUGAUUCCUACUUUAGACCCUUUUUGGGCUCAGUCCACAAUGACAUGAUGGUACUAGCUGGAGGUGGAGGCGAAACAAAGCAGAACUGGAGGCAGAGUAGAAAAGGUCAUGGGGGCUACAGGGGAAUACUCAACCACAAAUAUGAAAGUAUUCUAGUACUUCAGUUUGUCCAAAGUAUACACACCUGCUUUUUCUUUAAGUUACAUGUACAAGCCCAGCAAUUCCACCUCUGGCAGUCCUGCCACAUCACCCAUCCACUGAGCUCACAGGUCGGCCUGUCUGUUCUCAUUUGUCAGAGUUAACUAAUUCAAGUAAAACUCUCGGUCCCUGAAAAUGCCUCAUUUACUCAGAGAGACCUGAGUUGUCUUCCCUCAUUGUUGAACUCAAGACAAUAACAACUUGCUAGCCAACGCUGAUUAAACUUCCCCUGCCUCCAACAAAGUCCUACCAACUACAAGUGCCAUACUGUUUACCAACACUAAAAGGGUCUAUAGCAGCCUCAGUGAAUGAAUGAGUCCUGAAUGGGUGAAUGACGCGAUGGAAGUUAGGGCUGGGCGAUAAACAGAAAAUUUACUGAUACCAAAUUUUAUGACAAUAACCAACAUCAAUAAAUAAAAAAAAGUUGGUUUUGGAUGUGUGUCGGUAGGCUAUGGUCUCAUGACCCUUUAAGACACUGUCCUUCAUCAGAGACGGGACUCCACCCCAUCCAGUCUGUAGCAAAGAAGACAUGGAGGACGGUUCAAAAGUUGUAGCAGCUGAAGGAGACGAAGUUAAUGUGGGAGGGUGUAAGCUGCUUGUGGAAUAGUAAUCGUCCAUUUAUCGUUAUCAAGGUGAAUUGCUCAAUAUAUUGUGAUAUUGAUUUGAGGCCAUAUCGCCCAGCUCUAAUGGAAGUCCAUUCUAGGAUGCAGGUUUUGAUAGAGAUCUCUAGUCCCCCGUCUGCAUAUUCUGCAGGAAAAUACAGAAUUUGUAGGUGUGAGACCAGAUUUGGGUUUCAUAAGAGUGUUUUGCUCACAGGAGAAAUCGUCUCAUCUGCUGGUGUCUCGGCAAACAUUAGUUGUACCCAGAAAACACAACACAUCAUAAUGCAAUCUUCUAACCAGCGGGAAGUCUUCUCAUGGUUAGGCCUGAGUCAGAGUCUUUUAACAAACCCUAAUCAAUCAGAUACUCUCCUCUUCCUUUUUAAGAGUUUGUUGAAUGUGAACAAAGGCAACAAGUAAAUCUCAAGCUGGAAGUCCUUUAUUGUCACCCCUGGAUACACCAUUAAGUUUUCCAUCAGUGAGAGGUUAUGUUGGUGGCCCUGGUGGUGGACUGACAUUUGAUUUUGCAGCUGGGGGAAAGUUCUGCCACAGAAACACCAAAGAGAUUAAAACUUAAGUUAUCUUGAUAAUAAAGUAGAAGAGCUAAAGUCGAACUUUAAACACUAAUUCUAGUCUUCCAUUAUAGACGUACACAUACCUGAGUGAUGUCUAUAGAGAACUUAAACCCACAAUAAUGUAGGGAGAGACUGAACAGUAAUGAGACAGUAUGUGCGUGUGUGUUUUUUAAGUGUGUGUGUGACUCUCCCUUUGAUAUCUAAAAUAAGCAAGCUGUGAGGCAGAGAGUGGAAGAAAAUAUUCUCACCAUCAAAAGGGAGCGUGGAACAACAAAUGGCAGCAUACACAGAGCCAAGAAUCAGAAUCUGAUUGGGGUCACCCAGCCUCUGUCCAUCGGGUGUGGGGGACUGUAAACUUUAUCACAUCCACUGUGCAGUCCAAUAAAGCAGAUUGUAAAGAUCGAUUCUUGGCUAUGGAUUAAAGAUUAAACACUGCUGCAGAUUUUUAUUUCAGCACUUUGUUUUUAUGUUCAUAGCGCUGUGUUCCUUUAGCUUUAUAUGAGUUCAGAGCCUGACAGGUGUCCUCCACUGCCCGGUCAAUGUGAACGUGUUGCGCUCAGUCCGGAUCUCGGCGAAAGCCAGUCUUGUAACGUAAUUUUUAAAUUGUUCAGAUACAUUAACUAAUUAUACGAAAGCCUGUGUACAAAGCUGUAUCGAUCCCAGACUCUACUGGGCUGGUAAUCAGGCUUUUGACAUGGUUCAUUUGCCAUGAUGAGAGUGCAAUUUCCAACCAACUGAACUUUAACUGAAUCAUUGCUUUGUCCUCCAAAAGCAAUCUGAUGAUCUUCUUAUACACACACACCCCUGCAAUCCAUAUUUUCCUCUGAUGAAGCUCUGGCUGUGUUCUCACAGCUUAUACAGUGUUUUCUCACAUUAGCCACCCUGCCACUCUCGCCUCCCUCCUCUACUUGACAUCAACUACGGUGAAGCAAUCUUUUACACGCGCUACAGCAGAGCAGAUGCCAAAUACGUUUUCACUGGGGCACCUGGCGCUGUGCUCACAGCCUGCUCCAACAAAAAGGGAUAAAGUUGUAGGUGCUUACUCGUACGUGCGGAGCAUAGUUAAGAGUCAUUUUCUUUCACCCGCCCAAAAAUCUGUGGCUGAACCCCCUCCCCUGCUCGAGCAUCAUUCUACCUUUGCUGUCACUCGUGUGAUCCAGAUUGGACCCAGUGAGCCGCGGUUGAAAAGUGAGCAGGACUCUGCGCAAAAAGGGGUGGCAUCCACAGGAGUGAUGGAGAGCCAGCAGGGAGAAGGGUAUGAUGAGUUUAUGACUCAUAUUAUUGACUGGCAACCAUGCUGCACUGAUUGUGGUAAUCGCUUUUCUUUAGGCGAAGGAGAGACCGGGGACUUGAGCGGGAGUCCUCAUUGAGUUUUAUUUUGAAGGGCAGCAGCUGGCCUGUGCAUUGAGGACUCGCUGAUUGUUCAUUUGCACAGAGGGGGUGUAAAGUGUAUGUUUGUCUGUGUGUGGGCAAUUACAGUAAUAUACCCAGAAUUUGAAAAAUGAGAUUUGAUUGUCUGGCGUUGGCGUGGCUAGAGCUAAACACCGUGUAACAGGGACAGAUGUUGCUACUUUGUUGAGGACAAGUAGAAAAAGAGAGAGAGACACAGAGACAGAGAGAGAAAGAGCGAUAAAGUGAAACUGUAAAACUCGGAUAAGCAAAGUUGGCAUUGCAGACAGAAGCUGAGGAGAUAGAUUAUAUCGGUACUACUUCUUACUUUGUUAUACCUACUCUCAGACUAUCUCACCUUGACGUCCCCUUCAUUCUCAAAAUGUUCCUAACUCGCUCUCUCUUUCUGUGCAACUUUAUCUCCGCUUCUCUGUUCUUGCACUGUCCGUCCUCUCUCGUAUUGCAAAAUCUCAGAUGUGAUGGCAAGUUCAGUUCACAGUGUAGCCAGCGGUCAGCUCUCAUCCCCAUCUCACGAGGACCUGCGCUGGCUUCCGCUCGUUUGCCCCUUCUGCCUGCUGCUUAUGAAAGUUAUAAUAGACUUCCCGUCAUGCUCAUAAAGUCGGGGAGCUGUAGAUUUAUGAUCUCAUUUAGCUCUGGCUUUACAGCAGUAAGCCAGCUCCAGGGUUGGUGUAAUGAAACGCCAGAGGAAGCUCACCCUGCUACUCUCGACAGUGAUACCCGAAGCAACCGAUGUCUGUUUGGAUGAUCGCCUCAAACUUUGUUCAUCAUUAAAAACAAAGAGAGGAAAAGCACUCGGAUAUCGCCCUAGGUUGAUUCAUUGUGCUUAUCCGAAAACUAUAAAUUAGGGACACACAAUAUGAAGAAAAACUAACUCUGGGAUUUAUUUUCUUUCUGUAAUAUAAUAAAGAAUUGGAAUAAUUUCAGAAAUUUACACCAGAUACAUGCCACACAUUUAAAGUGCUUACAAACGAUUGAGAUUUCAACAACUUUAAGUCUAUUUUCUGCUUUCAAAUCAAAUCACUUCAAUCAUAUCACAGUGUUCAGCCCUCUGACAGCUGCUUUGACACCUGUGUGCAGAAAUAGACACAAGUGGAGGUGAGAAUAUAGGAGGAACAACACAUUGCCUAUAAACUUUACAAAGUAGAGCAAUCAACAGACUUAGAAAAUCAAUUAUUUCCAUCCAUGUUAAAAAUGAUCCUUAAUCUGUGCUCUUAGUCCUGUGAUGGUAACUUCUAAUUCAACGAAAACUCAUUGUAGGAGCCAAAUUAUAUUUGUUGAGGGUAUGAUUUCUACUAAGUACGUCACUUCUGGGGAUCGACACUGAGGGUUAAGGUUUUGGGAUGUUUGGCAGGUUAUUUAAAAACACUGGUGUAGUCAGAGACAACGGGUUUUAGUGAGCUCUGAUCAUUUUCUGUUGACCGUUUUUCGCUCAUCCUUCUACCCUUAUUUCAUCAUAUCUCUUUUCAUUUGAAGGCAAAAGUUUGGAUCACUGUUAGACUGUAAGUUUUUAUUUCAUUUUUGAACAGUAGAUCACCUUUAGCACUCAACUGGACCGAUGAAUUAACGUGUCACAGAUGCAAGCGCACCUAAAUCCCAGUCACCUUUAGUUAAAGGACAGCAGUCGCUACACUCAUUGUCAUCUUUAACGUAUUGUAGCGUACUUAUUUUCACUUCACUGCGAUGUAUUGACGAACACUAUCGGGAUAACAUCGACUAAUCUGUUGAUCUUAAAUGAGCGUUUUAUGGGUAUCCAUGAACUCAAGAGUCAUGUGACACAGAAACAAAUACGACCUGCAAAGUGAUCAGUCCUUUUGAUGUAUAAAUGAGAGGCUGAAUGAAAGUGAUUUAAGGUCAAUUUAUCCCAGACAAUAAAAAAGUGGAGACAGCAAGAUGUCUAAAUAUAUUAUCGCCCAGUCAUUCUAUAAAUAAAGAUUAUCAAUGACAACCCCCGUUUAGCCCAUGUGAGGAGUUUUAAACAGGUUAUAAACAGACUGUAAGGGACUGGGAUGCAAUUAUUUACAGUGAAAGAUCAUUUCAAUGCAAAAGACAAUGGGAGAUUUGAUGUCAAUUAAUGCCACUGUGACAAAAAUAGUAGAAAUCAGCGAUAACAUGAGACUCACUAAGGUGUUGGUGCUUGUGUGACAGCAAAACAGGCUGCACUCUUUAUCAACCAAGUCUCAAAUAUUUACAGUUUUAAUCAGCCAGUCUAUUUUUUCUUCAAACAUUGAGUGAAGGAGUUAUUAUCAAACAUUUAUUUUGAAAUUUUUUUGGCAGGGCUUUGAUUUACUUUUCUCAGCCUCUUCCAUUUUUCAAAUCCUUCACUGGGUUGCCUGAUAAAUGUUUUAAAAAGCAGUGAUUUAACAGGAAACACAAUGAAAGUAGUUGACUGAGAUGUAUCUAUGAUUUUCAGAUCGUUGGAGCUCAUGGAAAUUUAAUAAAUAAGCAUCUGACAGGUUAAACAUGAGACACAUAAUGCUGAUACGGGAGUGUGGUGCACUAUAUAGUAGGGCUGAAACGAUUACUCGAGUAACUCGAGUAACUCGAUUAAUAAAAUUCCUCGAGGCAAAUUAUAUGCCUCGAGGAAUCGUUUAAAUCCGGAACUAUGUGCAGCGCACGGUGUUUGACACGGACGGUUAUUUCUGUUGCGCAGCAGCGUGCUCUUUCCGCUCCUUCCGCUGCCGCGCGUUUCAUAGACAUAAUAAAAGGGUAGACCCCGCUGGGGGUGCUGCGCAGCGAAAAAUGCGGCCGCCAUCUUGGUCAGGUCAAGCUUCCCAUACGCUCCGGUCAAUCAUAUUCAUUCAUUCAGCGAUGCCGGAGCACUGUGCGGCGUAUUCCUGUGCCAACAGGCGGACAGCAGAGAACAGGGCUCAAGAAAUAACUUUUCACAGUCAUGAUUAAACGUUUUUUAAACAUUACACUUGACUGUAGAGUCAUUUGUAGGCCAAAGAGGAAGACUAUCGGUCAACUCCAAAAAGGAAACAGCAUUUGCGAACAGCUAGCUUAUUCACAAUAAUAGCAACUUUGGUCGAUUAUCAACAGAUUUGCAUUAGAUUGAAAAACUUUUGUUUGAGAGAGGUUCUAAGAAACGUUAAGAAAUAAAAUAGAAAGAAAAAGGAAGAAAGUGAGCUCUGUUUUAUUAUCUGUUUUAUUAAAGAUUUCUUUGUGGUGAUCUCCUGUUUCAUUUUGAAGAUUUCCUAAGAACAAAAACUUGAGGAAGAAGUGGUAGAUUGCUGUUAGAGGGAGAAAUUCGCAGCAAGUGAUUCCUCUGUGCUGUGUAGCCAACAAGCAAAUUGAUAUGUAGUUUAGAUGCUGUCCUGUCAUGCUGUUCUUGUGUUUAAAUCUUUUUGAUAUGUAGGCUAUAUAUUUGUGUGUAUUUUCCAGUUAUUAAAAUAGUGCUUCUAUAUGACAUUAUUUGUGUGUGUCUACAAAUGGAUAAAUAAAAUUAAACUAUAUAAAAAAUUAUAAUCAAAUCAAUAUAUAUUGAAUUGGCCUAUUAAUACCGCCAGUUAUUAAUAAUUAUUGAGACAUAGCAGGAACCUAGCUCUAAACCUAAAUAUAUCCUUGAUUAAUUGUUAUACUAUAAUACAGCCACUGCUGCCAUGUUCUAAAAUAUCAUUUUAUUCAUUCUGAGUAUUUGAAAACGCCAAAAAAAAUAUGGCCUCUAUCAUGCCUCUUUGAAUGGCGUUUGCAGAGAAGAAAAUUACGUAGUAUUGAGCGAACUAUGAUUCAUUAAUGCGCUCAGACUUCAUUCCGCCGGUUAAACAGCGGUGCAGAGUGAGGCGGAUGACCGGACCAAGAUGGCGGCCGCAUUUCUCGACAGCGCCCAUUCGUGGUAGCGGCCGAUGCAGGGUCUAUCUUUUAUUAUGUCUAUGGCGCGUUUGGUUCAAUCAUGGAGGGAAACGAGGACAGACAGAGAGAGGAAGAAAGAGAUGACACGCAGAGGAAACGGCAGAAAGUGUCUAAAGUGUGGGACCAUUACACACUGAAAAGGAAAGAAAACGCCGUGCAGUGCGUUUACUGUAAGGCGGAGUUGGCGUUUCACAACAGCACGUCGUCAAUGCUGCAGCACCUUAAAAGAAAACACCCGGUCCAUGCAUUAAGUCCGCUCUGAGGCAAACGUGAUUCAAUGCAAAGUAUUACAGUGAGAGCAAAACAUUUCUUAUCCGAUUACUCGAUUAAUCGACAGAUUAAUCGAUAGAGUACUCGAUUACUAAAAUAAUCGAUAGCUGCAGCCCUACUAUAUAGUGAAACAAAUUUGAAUGAUUGUAAAUCCAACUCACAUAACUGGAUUAUACUCUAUGAGCUGAUUUGAAUCAGAGCUCUCUGGUCUGCAGUGUGAAGGACACAGAAAAGUGACGCUGGAAUAACAUUUUCUUUUCGCCACUUUUUAGCUUAGUAAUGACCGCAACUUCACAUCUCCUCUUUAACUGUCUCAGCAGGUUUGAACUCAAACAGUCACUCAGUUUUGUGACUGGGCACUAUUUGAACUAAGUUAUAGGAAAUAAGAGCCAUCACUUCUCCCCCUGUCAGCCUUUCUCAGACCACAACUCUUCCUUUUCUGCCUAUCAGUGCAUCAGGAGCUUCCGCUGUAAUGUUUUAUUUAUUUAUUUACUGGGAUGCUAGGAGGUUGUGGUAGGACAACAUGCCAGCAGGGCAUGGUGGUACGUCAUACGACCCGGUCUGUCACAUGUGAUGUCAUGGGAAGCGUGGAAACCCUGAGGUGAUGCGAAAGAGUCGAGCCAGAAAUCUUAAAAGAGCAAUUUUGGCUUUAACACGCAAGCUCAAUUGAUUUUUCAUCUCUAAGGCUCUCUGCGGUUCUCUGUUGUUUUUAUUGCUGCUGUCUUCUUUCUUAAUGGGCUUUAGCACAGCAGCCAUGACUGUGACAGCUCUGAAUCUGGCACUUACAUAUUCUAUUUCAUCCUUCACAUCUAAUGGUUGGAUUUCUGGAGGAGUCAACUGGGAAACUCCUUUCUCUUGAAGCCACAGCCUGUCUGGGAGGGGAGGAUUAUCUCACAGACCUGAAGAGCUCCUGGCUAGCAGACACUGAUGGCAGGUUACUUGAUCAUCACUGCUCUGUUGGACCAGCUUUUACUCUGCAAAAUAGAAUUUCAAGUGUCUUGUUUUCCUGCGCUAAUGAGAUAUCUAUUAUUUUUAUGAUGGGCUGCCUGGUGUAAGCAUUAUGUUAAAUGACCCACUGUCAAUUACCCACCCUUCACCACAGAGAGCAGAUUUCAUCCUGUUUAUAUAAAUAAGCCCACAUUUAAAAACAUACUGAAGUUUGCUAGUUGCACCCCAUGAGAUUGGCUGUUUAUGAGCGCUGGUAUGUGGAUGUCUGUGCAGAGGCUGGGGCAGAAAACAUUAGCAUUAAAGAAAUCCACUUUCCUCCCUGCUCUCUAUAUAGCGCCUGUUACUGCGAUGAAAAUGGGGAAGUUAACGCAGAAUGGAUAGGUGGGUGGUAAUGAAAUUGGACCUGAUUCAAAUAAGCUCUUAAUUUCAGCCCGGCAUUUAUGAAACAUUAAUGAAGAGGGGGGAAAUCUGUGGCUGAGAGAACUCCCCGGCUUGGAAGGAGCACAUGAGGAGCACAGCGUGAGUUCAAACAUGUUGUGUAAUGAAGAGGGCAUUAUGCUAAUGGCGUUGACAUGACUCCGGUAUUACCUUCCUGACUUCUGACACCGACCAAAAUGAAACACAUGGUCAAGACAGCAGUGAGACGACCAACUGUGGCUCACUCUCAAGCUGAUAGCGGCUAUGAAAUAUUGAUGCACACUUCUGCACCCAUUGCAGCAAUCUUUCUUAACCAAAAGUGAAUAUCUGGUGCGUGGGCAGACUGCCCACACAUGUAUGGAUAUGAGGUAAUUUUAUUGAAGGCAGGAGGUUGUGCAUAGCCUCAGAGUGGGAAACUUAAGUGGAUUUUGCUUUUUGAGGCAAGCUUACCUGCACCUGUUCACACUGCAGGAUAUCAGCUGUGAUGAGAAGCCAGUGUACCAUAGUGUGGAAUAACAAUCCACUAUCUUACAUAUAUUUAUAGUCAUGUAGCAGCGAUUGCACAUGCUCUAUAUCUAUAGUCUUGCAGUGAGCACAGCUGCAAAGAAAUCCAAUAAAACCCUCUUGGGGGGGCGGAUUCAAUGUGCAACUGCACAGCAUGUUUCUAGAAAUCCAUAAUUGAAUAGGUUAAAAUUCAUGUACAGUAUGACUAUACAUAUUUCAUGUUCUUGCAUGUUCAUUAGCAGAUAUUGCAUGUAUACUUUGACAGAGGCGUGAUCACAGAAAUAUUUAAACACAUGAGCGCUCACGCAGACAUGAUGCUCCAGUCCUGACAGUGAGUGAGACUCAGAAAGAAAAGCAGACAGCAGAGAAGAAGCUCCCCCUCAGGCGUUGGCAGGAUGAAAUAGACAGUCAGAUUGAGUUGAAAGAACUGAAGGAGGUCUUGCUGUGGAGAAAGCCUCUUUUGUUUUGUCUUUGCUUCAACUCUGGCCUCUGAGGACCUCCGUCUCCCACCUCCACCCAAUAUCAUUCCGACGCUGGAUUUCCUCAAAGAAGAAGACUAAUGAUAGGAGAGAUGCUGACUGAGAAAGGCGUGCAGACCUCUGCAGGAGGCUGCCCACUGACUCGCAAAUCUGCAUUGAUAUUAAGAAUAGUGGGAUGCUAAUUUACCCAAUGAGCCAGUGAAGUCCACUGUGAGUCAUUCAUGUGCAAAAAGGACAUUUGGUCAUACUAAAGCAUUAUUAAUAUAAGUGUGUAAUAUUCCCUGAAUAGAAAACGAGAAGAGAAUAUUACUCCUGGCUCAGUUUAAUUAAAUUUGUAUGUAUUAAUUUCUAAAGUGCGGUCUAUUUUAAACACUGAAUAUAAUGAGGGAUUAAUGUGAGAGCACCGUGAUGCAUUAUGGCUGCAUAUUGUGAGGUUGACAUUAGAGUAUAUUCGAGUGUAGCUCACGUAGCUUUUUUUCCUUUUCCUCCAGUUCAUUUGAAGCGAGUCCGAUUUAAAAUUCAUUCAUUCUGAGAGUGUGAGGGAGGAAGGCGGGAGCCGCAGAGGCAGAGAGCGGGAGAGGAGGGAGAGAAAGGGGGUGGAGUACCAGGGGACUCGCAGGAGUGACAAGAUGUGACAGUGAGCACAUUGGCUUGCAGGGUGGCUGCUACUUUACACUCCAAUCACACGGUCUCCCCCCUGUCCCCCAAGACAUUUUAAUCUGAUCCCCUGGCCCACGAAGAUGAGAAGCAAAACACUGAGCAGGAGAGCUGAGACUCCAGGUUUUAUACCCAGCCUUUUCCCUCCAUUUAUGUGGAAGUCUCUUAAAUUCUCUCACUAAAAUAGCAGCUCCUUUCCUCAUUACACUUUGCUUCAUAUGCUGAGUGAGUGUAGACGCUGUGAAUGAAAGGACCGGCGUCCGAGCCAGGCCUUUAAAAACUGUGUGUACAUGUGCGUGUUCUUGCAAGCACACAGCACUACUUUUGAUUGGAUUAGUCAGAGAGAGACAUCCACCCUUUCAGCCUCGCCCCUCCUCCACUGGUAACGGGGCCGCAUUAUCGAUCCCAAACAGCUCCAUUUCCUCUCUGUGUCCAAACUUAUUAGAUGCUCGGCUUUCACACAGUCUGGCCUGAUCCCUCCUUCGUCCUUCUUUCUCUGAAAUCCUCAUUUUCCCCCCAUUUGUCUUUGUCUUUCUUCAUCCUCCAUCAAGAUCAGACUCUAUCUCCGUCGUGUUUUUCAGCCCUUUGUCUAUUUUCCACUAGUGAUCUUGUCUUAUCUUAAUCUGCACUCGCUUCUCCUCAUUUUCUCCCUCUGACUCUUCCCUAUUCAGUCUCUCUUCACCUCAUUUUCUCCGUCUUUACCGCCGUUAGCUUCACUUUUUCUGUCAAGCUCUGGUUUUGUUUCUCCUUUGAGUUGAUACUGAAUUUAAACUGUGGAGGAUUUUGAAUAGUUUGUUGAAUCAAUUGCAGUUAAUUGUUUUUAGUGAGGAGUAAGAUUUGACAGUAGUGCUGUGUAAUUCACGAACGAUUCAUUCAAAAGAACCAAAUCUUUUAAGAGAACGUACUGAACCGAAUCAGUUCUUCAAGUGAUUCGUCCGUUUCUCACUUCAGUCGCGCUGAAGUGAGAAACAGCAUUGCCAGCUGCAAGCAGCGAACAGCCGGCUAACGAGGGACCGCAUGCACUGACGCCUGAAUCACUUGAUGAACGAAUCAUGCAGUGAACUACACUCUCUGGAAUCUUUUUUGUUGGACAAAACUACCUUUUUUUGUACUGCUAAAUUGCCCCCACAACAACUUGCAUACAAUAGGACACAGCAUGUAACAAGUAGUGCAUUAAACCUGCAGCAUCCUAUCAUUGCAGCGGUUUGCAAGGAAACGGUGCAUGCUCAGUGUGAAUUCUUCUAAACGUUCAGUGAACGAAUCACUCACUGAGCCCAAUUUACCGAGCAGACCUGAUAAAUAGCUUACCAUAGGACAGUACACUUAAAACAUCAUGACUUAUUAUACAAGUUCAUUUUUCAUCCUGAAACGUUCAGCUGUGUAUCAGCUCAGGAGGUCGGAGUCACAGGCUCCUCCCACCAAGUGCGGAAUGAUUCCGUGAUUUGGUGAACGAAUCUUUUGAACAAAUCCUUUUAGUGAACUGAUUCUAGUGAUUCAGUGCAUCUCAAAGAACUGCCAUGCCCAUCACUAUUUGACAGGCUUUCAGGAGAGAAAGCAAACUCUGUGGAGAAAUUAUAACUGCAGCUAAAUUACGGUGACAGAAUGGGCUCGACUAAUCAGGAUAUGGAAUACAUUAAAGAGUACUUUUUUCCUCCACUUUCAUCAACACUGUCAAGCACUGGAUUCAUUUGUUAUUUUGGAAAUGCUUCAUAUAGGGUCCAACACUUUCAAAAUAACUGUGUUGAUACAUGCCGGCAGAUUAAACUUUCUGCACUCAUGCACUUUGAAAAUCCUGCUCAGUAGCAACACUGAUAAACAACAGAUGACAGAAGCACCAUUUCUUCUCCUGGUCUAAGUUAUAUAUGUCUCUCUGUGUGUCUGCAGGCUCUCUACCCAAGCCCGGAGGAAGGCUGGCAGAUCUACAGCUCAGCACAGGACGCAGAUGGGAAGUGUAUCUGUACCGUGGUCGCACCAGCCCAGAACAUGUGUAACCGCGACCCACGCAGCCGGCAGCUCCGCCAGCUCAUGGAGAAGGUGACAGCUGUCAAUAACACACUCACUCACUCUGAGACACGACUGUAGCCCACGCAGACACACCAACAGUCACGCCGCACUGCGCCCGUGUCUGGCACCGUCUGUCAAAAGCAGGCUGCUGAAGUGAACAGUCUUACUUCUUUGCACCUACAGUUGAUCAGUCAUGAAGAUAGACAUGAUCGCAUGUGAAAAACUGUGUGCAUUAAGUGUGUAAACUUUUACUUUUUGACUAACAGGGCUGCUUGAGGUUAAGGGAGCACUGACUGCUUUAAUACAAGAAAAGUUUUUAGGACUGCAGGCAACUUUUACUUUUUUACCAUGACAGGCUCUAAACUUUGCUAACUCAAAAAUAACCAAAACUGUAAAUGUAGAUCUGGUAAAGAACUGGACUGAGCUGGAUAAUGAUGUUGCAAAUAUGAUAGAGGGCUCUGUGGCCAACCACCACAAGCCAUGUGCAAAACAACACGACCUGACUACAAAGUUUACUCAUUGAAAUGGAUUUAGUUGGGCUUUGUGUUACUUUUAUUCGCUUUGUUGUACUAUUCUGAAGCUGCUUAUUCAGGUCUCACAGUGUGAAGCCCUCUAUGUCAGAUGAGGUGGGCAGGGAGUUAGAGAGUAUUUUCAGGAUGAAAGGACAUGAUAACAAAAGCGUGCUGCUAAAGACAGAGUGAAAUGUUUGUAACGUGAUGGCAGACGGAGCUACGGAGAUCUACACUCUUCUUCAAGCUCAGUUGACUUUGUUCAUCCUGUUGUGUGUUGCUCUUCUUUGUUUGCAUCAAUUGAAUUAUAUGAUCUUUAUCAUCCUUGCCCAUUUACUCACAGUAUUAAUGCUGCGUUCGAGUUUAACCCGAGUUACCAGUGUUUCAGUUACCGAGACGGAAAAACACUUAAUCAGAGGCGGAAACAAGAUGUUGCAGAAGGACCGCAUACUUGUCCAGAAGUUGCUCAUACAAGGCAAGCUCUAAAAUAACUUAGUAGAUGUAGCCAUCUUGUUUCUGCCUCCGAUUUUGCUUGGGUGUGAUGUCAUUCCCAGCUCCGAGAUCUGACUUCCGAGAUAACUCGAACGCAGCAAAAUCAAUCAACGGCCCAAUGUAAAGAUGGGAUAAAACUGAGCCCCAUCUUGUGAGAUCAGAACUUGUAGUAGAACAUUUGCAGCAUUUAGAAAGUUAAAGUGCAGAGGAAGAACUUCUCUUUAACAGGCAGAAAACCUUGAGCAGAACCAGACUGAUGUUAAGACAGUCAUCUGCCGCUUCUGCAUUGGGUUAAAGAUGCAGAAAGAGAGAGACGGACAGAGGUGGGACUGUUGAAUGGAGUUGAAGCAGCUUGAAAGCAGGCAGGUCUACAGCAGCAAAUGUCUACAGCAGCGAUCCAGAGCAAACUAUGUCACGAUGGAGCUCAGGGACUCACAAAAAGUGUAUGGUAUAAAAGACUGUCCUGCUGUGUCUACAUCCUACUUUUUGCAGAAAUUUUGUCAAGAGUCUAGCCGCACAAAGUUCAGAUUAAGUCUGGUGGAAACUUUGGUUGUUAGUAUUCACAAAUAGCCGUCUAAUGCCCUGAGUAGGCGGCUAUUUGGGAAGUUUCCAGGCAUUUUGUGCAUGUGCGAUUUACAGUUUAUACUACAUUCGUUAAUUUGUCAGAAUAAACACAUUGGACCAUUAGUGCUUCGUGUGUUUAGUGGCACAGUAAAUCUCCACUCACCGAGUCAUUUUCUCAGACUUGCGCUCAUUCUUCAUUCGCUGAAGUGUAAAAUAGCCGUCAACGCUCUUUAUGUGCGUACUCGUGUCACGUAUGACAGGCACAUAAAUUAAAGUUAUACAAAAAUGUGUACAAACACAAGAGCUUUCAGUAGUCAGAGAGAAAACCAGGGAAGCACUAUUCCAGCGAGCAGACAAUAAAUCUGCGUUUUAUAUACACGGGGUAAAGUGUUAUUGACCUACAGUGCUCUGCAGAGUAUGCAAAUGUAAUUUCCUCCUGGUGUUUUGUGCAUGAACACACACACACACAAACACACCCACACAGAUCAGGGCUAAGACUACAGGCAAGAGAAGACCUCGACACAGGAGUCCACAGCUGCUUUUGACUAACAUCUGCAUCAGCAGCAUCGAUUGUAGAUUUUUAGGCAGUGCUCUCCAACUUCCACUUUUACCCACUUGCCUGAAGCUAAACUAAAAAAAAUGUAGAAAAAGAAAAAAAAAAUGUUUCAUAGCUUUUGUUGCUUUAUGGACCGUGGCAGCUCAUUCACAGCUGUAUUUUUUUUGGACGCUCCAGACUACCAUAUUAGUUUAUGUGUGCAGAUCCACAGAGCAAAGUGAAAGCCUGGGAGCAGACACAGGGAAUAAAGUGGGUGAGACAGGAGGGCUGACAUUGAUGCGGUCUAGUGAGGAGAGGUGGUGGUAAAUUGAGAUGCUGAAUAGGCUCUGAGGUCCUAGUGGAUCAAUGAGACACCUGAAUUCACAUAUUGCAUUCAUUCUCAUUGAAGUUUGCCUUUUCCCCUGACAGUCUCUGUCUGCUGCUCUUUCAAGAACACAUUCACACAGACAAAAUCCACACUCAUACACACUUUAAAGGAUUCCAACAGAGCGGGCCUAGUCUUGCUGCUUUUCAGAGACAGCGGUUACAUUCACGGAGAUACAGUAUUCGCAGGGAUGUAAAUAUGCACUGCAGGAACUCUGAUACACUGUAUUUAGAUGUGUACAUAAUUCUAUUUGGAAAAGUUUGACAUGUUAAUAGUUGAAGGACAAAAAUAGGAUUGUAAAGUUGCUCUGGGUUUUAUUUUCUUGCAGUAUAACAGUCAUCAGCUGUUUCUUUAAAGGGUUUACCAAUCACCAAAAACUCCUGUGAGGAUUUUUUUCUGUCUUUUAGAAAAGACUGAAAUCAAGUCCCUCACUGUUCCUCUAAUGCUACUUUUUUAAACAGAUCUAACCUCUUUUUAUAUUAUUUCUUGAUAUAAUCCAAGACAAGAUUACUUCAACCAAUCAAUGUCGGCUAUUGAUUAGUUGUUCACAUGCAUUUGCAUUCAUUGCAUAAUACUUAAAUCAACGCAUAAAAAAUCUGCGUAAGCAUAUUCUACAACUGCCAGGCUAUUAACAGUUUUUAAGGUUUUACCCUCUACCAUCUCUUAAUUACUGCUUAUUCAUGGCAAGUAAGCAUGUAGCUGUAUUAUUUAACAUCUUAAUAUGCUAACUUAAGGUGUAUGAAGUGGUAGUUACACAAAUAUAGUGACAACAGUGUCCAAUACUAAAAGUUUACUCUCAUGUUAAAACAGGAUAAGUAAAAGUAAAGUAAAAUAUGAACAAGAAAUAAAAUAGAUAACGAGUGAAAACAAGUCAAAACAUGCUAUAAGUAAAAGUGGUAACACUUUAUUUAACGCCUAUCUCUAUAACGCAUUAUAAAUAUAUUUGUAAUGUGUUAUAAUCAUGUUAUAGCACUGUAUAACUGUAGUUAUAAACACUUAUAAAUGAUAAUAAUGCUUUAUAGCAAUAAUCAUAACACAUUAUAAAGCAUUUUAUCAUGACUUACAAGGUCAGGUAUUAUAAUGUGUUAUAAUUGUUAACAACUCAAAGACAAUGCCCACAUAGAUAAUGCAAUGCAACUGUUGUUAACAGUUAUAACACAUUACAAUACCAGACCUUGUCAGUCAUGAUAAGAUGCUCUAUAACGUGUUACGAUUAUUGCUAUAAAGUAUUAUGAUCAUUUAUGAGUGUUUAUAACUAUAGUUAUACAGUGCUAAAAUGUGAUUAUAACACAUUAUACACAUAUUUUUAAUGUGUUAUAGAGAUAGGCGUCGAAUAAAGCGUCACCAUAAAAGCAAGGCAGGUAAGUUUUAAAGAUCUAUUAAUGGUCAGUGAAUGUAGAAUUUGUAUCUACAGCAUCUGUGCUGUAUUACUGUGGCUUGACAACAAUGUGGAUAGUAUUUCAUUGUGCAAGGGUUCCCAGCAGAUAAGCAAGACCAUCAGCGACAACAUUGUGAUUUUUAUGUUCCAGUUUUUGAUCCCUGAAACAGGUGCGAGGGGGCAGGGGCCAGCCGAGCAGCUGAAGAGACAGGCCUGCUUGAUAACUUUCCUCAUAGAAUAUUCACAACAAAUGAUACCCUUGGCUGUCAAAAUCAACCUGAUUACUUCUUUAUAUGUCUGAGGACACUUUUUAAAAAUGUAAAGGGCAAAUUAAGAAAAGACAGCUGCGUCCACAGGGGGCGACAAAAUUGACAAAUUUGAAGUUCCUCACAGGAGCUUCACGUAAACAGACCUUAUGAAGUGCUGGUUUGACUGAAAAGAUAAAAAGUGACCAGCAGAGGUGAGUGGGACCAAUCACAGAAAGUGGGUCAAUCAAUAAGUUACAGCUACCAAUACAGCGACUGAGCCAAGCUAUCUUAUAGAUGAUACCAGAAAGCUUCACAGAAACUACGUUACGUACUUUGAUGAAAGCAGUCUUUACACGGGAAGACAACUUUAACUCAUUUACAUACAUGCAAUAUAUAACUCUCAUGGAUUUCAUCAUGACAGAUAGGUAAUAAUAGAUAGUUAUAGAGAAAACUGACAGCGCAACAGCACAUUAGUCAUGUCUUUGCAAUCUGUCAGUGAGCCAAGCCCGAGUCAGACAGGUGUGGAUUUCAAAUCUUAGUUUUUAAGCUGCUAUUUGUUUUGCUGCAUUGUAAUGCAUGUAUUAUUCUUCACGCUUUGCACCUGCACACUGCUUGUGAGACACCAGUUGUCAGUACUCUUAAGAAAAACAGGCCACAGCUCAGCCUAAUGAGGACACUUGGGGUGAGAAGCUUUAGUAUACAAGUUAAAAGACAAAGUUUCAGUGUGUUUUCUCACAGAAUAACAGCAUGCCUGCUAAGACAUCCUAAUAUGAACCCAGAGCAUGUGGGAAAUGGUUGUAAGCAAGCCAGACUCACAAGGGCUCUUCCUGGCAGAGGAAGCCAAGGUGAUCCUCACAAACUCUAAAAUGCCCUCUGUUGAAGGAAUGUUGAGUAGCAACACACUCAGGUCUACAUUCAGAUUUCUACAAAGACAGGCAAAACAUCAUUGAAAGCAGAGCUUACCCUGCAGGAUGGUGGUGUAAGAAUGUUGUCAGCAGAGUUUGUACACCUCAUCCCCCUCUGACCUCUCCGUCUGAGUGUCUGAAAAGAGAUGGGAUAGAAUGAGAUAGGAGGGCACAGUCGGGCGCUCAAACACACAAACACACUUUGAGUAUUUGGUACAGAGUGAGUCAUUACUCGGGACAUGAGGCAGAGACACCUGUGACUGAUUGGAUUCUUGGAAGUGUGAGGGUGGGGAGCAUCUGACAGGGCCGGGGAACGGCAUGAAAGCCUGUUUUUUGUGGAUUAGUUAUCAUGGUUCAAAGAAUUCAGCAAGUCCAGACUGACAUAACAGCUAAGCAGGAGGGGGGGAGGAACCUGCAUCUGUUUCGACUCCAGGCUGGUGAAAGAGUUCACUGUAACACCUUCGUUCAACUGUUCCAUCUGCACUGCUGUCAAAUUCAAUUUAAUUGGUGUAGAAAAUAUUUCCUGGCCAGUUCAUGAAGCAUGUGGGAGAAGAGUUGGGUGUACAAAACAGUAGGCUUGGACACAAAGUAAUUGAGUGGGCCGUCAAAGAGUAGGCAAGCACGGCAUUUGGUGCAAAACAGACUUAAUGCCAAACUGUGACCUAUGAGAGUUUGGACUGUUUGUGUUUUGUUAGGAGUGAUGUGAAUAAAUAUCUUUGAGGAGUUUCAGUGGCGCGUGUCUGUGGGGGUGAGCGUGUACUUGUGUGGGAGGUCAGACAUAUGCACACGUGAGGCUCCUAUAUGCCCCAACAGCCUAGCAACAUUUGUCAAUGUUCAGAUGAUUUCUGUCCAGUUCAGGGGAGAUGUGCAGGAGAUGAGUGGGUGUAUAAAACAGUAGGCUGGUUAUGCAGCUACAGAGUGGGCUGUCAAAGAGUGAGCAAGCUGAGUACCUAGUAAAAAUUAAACAUAGUGCAGACCUGACUCCUCCGAGAGCUGAGAUUCGAUAAACACCUACUUGACAUGUUUGCUUCUCAUGGGGUUUAUUCUGUUUGCUUUAUUGUUUGAAUGUUCAGAUAAUUUGCGUUCACUUUCAUAGCAAUGCUAAUCGCCUACUACCCUUCUGUUUAUAGGAUAUUAAUAUCACACGCUAACCCCUGAUGACUUUUCUUUACAUAAUUUGUUAAUGUAUGAAGUUGUUUAUAUAACACCUUGAUCAUUACUGCGCUGUAUGUGAUCACUCUGGCCCCUCAAUUUUUUCUUUAUGUUUACCUUUUGCUCAUUAAUUACACUAUAACACUUAUUUAUUUUUAUGAUGAUGUUUUUGUAGAACUUCACCUUUCCUACUAAGGAUAACCUGAGAAAGAGACAGGAAAUGUAGGAUGAGAAAGGGGGAGGAAAUCUGUGUAUCAGGUUCCCACUCCACCAACUAAGCUAACCGGUGACAGCUACUGCCAUAAUGCAAUGAUGCUCAACUACCUGGAUAUUAAAAAGCACCAACAGCAGUGUUUUUUUUAGUGUUCUGCAGAGAACCAGUAUUAUGAUCUAGCAAACAGAGAUAAAGCUGGUUAAACUCAGAUAUCACUCAACUGGAGUUCGUUGUAACCCACUCAGGUCUGUGGGAGAAGGGUCAAAUGCUGGUGGUGCUGAUUAGGAACCUCAAAUCAAUAUCAUGAUAUAUUAGGCAGUUUACCUCAAUAACGAUAAAUAGACAAUAACUACUCCACAAGUUGCUAACCCCCUCCGACAUUAACUUUGUCUACUUCAGCCGCUACAACUUUUGAACCGUCCUCCAUCUCCUCGCCUGUCUUUCCCUCUUAGUUACGGACUGGAUGGGUUGGAGUCACUUCUCCAAUGUAGGACAGCAUCUUAAAGGGACAUGAGACCAUAGCCUACCUACACACAUCCAAAACCAACUUUUAUUUUUUAUUUGACACUGAAUAUAUUGACAUGGGCAAAAUGACGUCGGUUAUUGUUGUAAAUUUUGGUAUCAGUAAAUUUACGGUUUAUCGCCCAGCCCUAGUGCUGAUUCUGCAAAAGUUGGCCACAUCCAGCAAACCUAUGUGACAUCUAUCUGUAGACUCUUUAGUCUUGUGUUUAACUAUGUUGAAUCAAUCAUACUUAAUUUGAUUUUUUUUACUGUUUUCUUAUCUUUAGACUGAUCAGUUUGUGGAAUUUUAAUUUAUGAGAUUUGGGAAACUAGUUGCUCCUGCACACCACUCUGAGUGCUUUUACUCUUCAUGUACUAUCCACUCAUUCAAACAGUGAUGGAAGAGCCCGCUACACCAGUACAAAAUAAUCCCAUUUACAAGCAUUAAUAUGCCACCAUAAGCACUUCAGUGUUGAGCUUCUUUUGAUUGAGAGAAAAGCCACUUCACCACUGGAUCUCAUCCUAACACAAUGGAGGCUUUAUGCUUUACUCUACACUUUUUUUUUUACACUAGAUUUAUUCAAGACCAUCACUUUUCCUACAGGCAUUGUCCAAACAGUAAAGCUCACACCAUAGUUUGUUUUUAUUGUCAUACCCUUCUGUCACUUCUUUAUACUGCCUGAAGGGCCUAAGCAGAUAAUUUACUCUUUAGAGCAAAUACUCAGGUACAACCUCAACAUUGACAUGACACUAAAGCUAAAAUCAUGCUAAGCCAGUCUAUUACUGCAGACAGUUAAGCUGGCUUAGCAGGCUAAGCUGAGAAAAUCUAUCCCUGUAAGUUCAAAACACAAAUGCAUACCGUGAACAAUUUGUAUGCAUGUCCCGGGGGCUUAGUACUGCAUGUGUGUUUAUAUAUUUACAUGUGCGUGUGUGUGUGUGUAUGUGUGACAGGUUCAAAACAUUAGCCAGUCGAUGGAGGUGCUGGACCUGCGGACAUAUAGAGAUCUGCAGUACGUGAGGAACACAGAGAGCUUAAUGAAAGUGGUGGACGGAAAGCUGAAGGUGGCCUCAGAAAAUCCCCGCAGUCUCAAUCCAAAGGGCUUUCAGGUAAUUGGCUGUCUGUCACUUCUGGUACAGUGGUGAGUGUGUUUCUUAUUGUGGAGUGAAUGUAGAUUCCAUUAGAUAUGGCUCUGCUCUCUGUGCGCACACCAACUUUGCCAGACUGCACUGCAAUCUCUUUUGCUCUUUAUGGACGAUAAAAUUUGGUGUGACUUUUGAUAAACUGCUACAGCCGCGGUGCACAAAUACAAUUCUAAAACUAUCUUUGUCAUGCACAGAGACAAUUUCACAUGCUCCUGAAUAAUUAAACCUCUGGACCUGGAAGAAGAUUGUUUUUUUCACUCUGUCUUCCUCUUUCUACAUCAUUUCCUCUCCUUCCCCACUCAAAGAUAUACUUAACAUUCUGGUGACUGCUCUUAGAUAGCAGGCCCAUAUAUUCACAUUUAUCUCUUCCUUAUCUCCCUACAAGCUGAGGCUCAGCUGCCAUUAUCAGUGGGCCUUUUUGUCUUCCUGUCAGCGAGCUGUCUGGCCCUGACUUUCACCACAUUUCUCACACUCUUACAGAUAUUAGAUGGUCCAUAAAAUAGUUUGAUUAAAAGACGCAUUGAUAAAUGCUAAGUGUGCUUUACUGCCGGGUUGUUGCCUCAGCAUUAAGACAAGCGUGAAAAGCUGGUUUGCUUUCCCUUUCAUUGUAUAUUGGGAAAGCAACUCCAAAUGGGGUUGUGAGGAUGUUUGUAAAAAAUAGUCGAUUCAUCAGAAGAACUCUGAACGUAAAUCUGCCGAAUAGUGAGCAUUAAAUUCCAGGACUUUUCUGAAUGCAAAUCUACAAUCCAAUAAAGAGAAAAAAAGUAUUUUAGAAAAGCAGGAUUGACCAGAGCAGGUUGCCUGAUGAAUGCUCGCAGCUCAAAGUUGCCAAUGGCAAAGCGUGGGAGAUUAACGAGACCGAAUUUUCGCAGCUUGAAAAGGGGAAAAUGAGAUUUAUGAUGUGGCGCCACAGGGCUGAGAGCUGCUCCAUCACCAGAUUUACGAUAAACCUUAACAAGAAGGAAACAGCCCCUCCUGUGGUGGCUACACUUUAUUGAUACACCUUUUUCUCUUUUCUACCUUCCAAGCUGGCAGCCGGGCUCUCCUGCUGCUCACUGCACUCCAAUUUAAGGACACAUUGUUCUUUUUCCACUUGUAAACAAAAAAAAAAAUGUCUUACAGACCGAGUUUACCUCCAACCCUGCAGUACCGUGUUUGUACUGUGGUUAAAGUAUAACAACUCAAACCAGACUACACAGUAAACAGAUUUUCAUUUUAUCAAAUUAAAAAUAAUGUGCAAAUACUGGAGCUUUCCAAUCUUUUUAGAGGAUUGUAAAUGGAAAUAAAUAGCUACUUGGGGAUCAUGCAAAGACGCUGACGCAAUUAAAACAAAUGGAUAGCAGCUAGAUCAAUAGUAAGAAAAAAAAAGACUGCAAUUGAGGAGAACUUUGUGUCUUGCUAGAGAUAUUAACUUUAAAGAGGAAGAUAAGAGUCUUUCAAAAAAUCAAACAACUUUGAAGGGAAAUCCAAUUCCAACACAGAAGUUGACAGAUAUUAAAGAAAGACUUUUGAGUAGAUUAUGCUCCAGCACAGUACUUUGAAUGUUAUGACAAGUCUGGUCAAAAAGAUGAAGCAGCUCUGAGCUCCACAUGAGCUCCUGAUUGAGAGAUUAUCUACAAACCAGAGGUAGCAAGUGAAGAUUAAAUGGGCUGUCUCCUCUGCACAUAAUCACUGCUCUCUGACAACAAGUACCAUUUUUAAUCCUCCCCACCACCUUUGCUGCUAUUCCAUGUCUCCCUCUGUCACGACUGUUGUAGGAGUUGAAAAACAAGGUGACCGAGCUGCUACCCCUGCUGCCAGUACUGGAACAAUACAAAGCAGAUGCCAAGAUGAUCCUACGCCUCCGGGAGGAAGUGAGGAAUCUGUCCUUGGUGCUGAUGGCCAUCCAAGAAGAGAUGGGGGCCUAUGACUAUGAGGAGCUACGUCAGAGAGUCCUACUCCUGGAAACCAGACUCCACUCCUGCAUGCAGAAACUAGGUAUAAAAUGAAUACGAAUGAGUUGGGGGGCCUUAGUGUUAAAUGUUUAAUUUGUGAUCCAUUAACCCCAAACACUGCACAAAAAGAAGGUAAAACAACAAACAGCAGGGGGAAAGGUAUUAGCGGUCAAAACGCUGUUAAACAUUGUCAACAUUUCCUCUAGACUCGGUGCUCUAAUUAUUUGCGUUAAUCAGGGAGAAUGGCCUAAAAGGAGAGAAUGAAUAAUUGAUGACCUUCUUAUUCGAUGUGUUCGCUUAAAGUGAUGGUUUAACAUGAAUCAAUGACUCAGCAGAUAAAGCCUGCAGUUAUUAUUUUGGCCUUUAGGUCAUUAGCGUUUAAUUAUUGCGCUGCAAUGACUGUAAAUUUGAAUAAACCAUGCAGAGACAAGAAAUAGUAAUGGAUCUUUGAAAAUGUGCCAAGCAAAUUCAAGCUAUAAUUCACAUGUUGUUUGCAUCAAGGUGUAAUAGCAAUCUUGAUGAACUGGUGGGUGUUAUUUCAAAAAUCCUAACAUGCAAAUAGGAAACAAACUGGCAUUUUGAGUUGAAGUGUUUUGACCAUGGACAGCUGUAUCAGUCCACUAACCUUCCAACUGUGAGUCACACAAUUAAUUGUUGAAAUUUACAACUAAUCACCUAUUCCAAUAAAUAAUGUGAUCAAUUACAUUUUUAAUCAGUGUUAAAAUUAAUUAAUUUAGGCAUGAACUUCAGACCUGAAUCACAAUCAGAGCUGCCAGGUGUACAAGAAUUGUCGUGUUUGUACGAUGUACGAUCAAUAACCCAGAAAAAAGGCUAAAUGUAAGAUUAUUUGACAGUUUUGUGAAUGUGUGGUGCAAUAGGACUGUCUCAGUCCGCCACACUUAAUUUUUUAGUUUUUUAUUUGCGAACCCUAAAGGCAUCUUUUACCACGUGAUGGUUCCAUCCAAUCAUAGUUUGAGUGAUUCGUCGCCAAACAACAAGCAUGAUUGACUGUCAAUCAUGCCCAGUUGGAAGUGGGGCAGGGGUUGAAUGACCACAAAACUGUUGUCACAAAAUCAUGGGUGCGUGUAGGACGCUAAACAGAUUGACUAUCAUGCAACAGUAAGAUUGUUAUUUUGAUUAUGAUGGGUGUAUGAUAAUUUUCCAAAAAAUACGAUAAUUUUGAGUCUCUGGUACGAUAAUUCUAUAUGUCCCAUCUUGCAACACUGAUCACAUUGUGAUAACAUGUUAACGCUAACAGCCUUGGUUUUUAUCAAUGUACAGAAACAGAAAGUCUUAGUAGGAUGUGGGGCCUAAAACAUAGCCUGGUGGAACUCUCUGUAUCAAAUGAGCUGUCUCCUGGAUAAAACAUGUCUGUCUAUUUUGAGAGUGUGUGCAUGGAGUACAUGUAAUCAUAACCCUUUCAUAUACAUUUUAAAGACACUUUUUUUUGUCUUUUCUUGAACCUGCAGGCUGUGGGAAGCUGACUGGUGUUAGUAAUCCAAUCACAGUGCGUGCAUCAGGGUCAAGGUUCGGCUCCUGGAUGACAGAUACCAUGAUCCCCAGCUCAGACAACAGAGUAAGUCGCCUCUGUUUCUACCACUGAGUUUUUAAUUCAACAAACCCCGAGGAUAAGAACAACAAGUUAUCAUCAGAAAUUGUCCGAACUCGGUUAGGUGCUAAAUGGAGAAAAUAUCCCUAACAGCAAUGCUGUCACAGUACUUCAGUGACUGAUCGACCUGUCUUUCCCGAGUAGGACUCCACAUGCACUCAGAAGGAGAAAAGAGAGAGAGGGGAGGGGGUGCAACAGGGAUGCAAAACUGAGUCACUGAUGGAUAGCAUCCUUUCCCCUGUCUUCUGUCCUCUGUCACUGCAACUCCAGCUGAUUAAUCACUUCAUCAUCAUGGAGAAUGAAUGAGUUGUUUGGGCUUAAGUUUUCCAAAUCACUUGGGUAAUUACUGAGAGUGUGUGGUGGAUUUUCUGGACCUUGAUGAUGUAGUACUGUAUCGUGCAGAGUAAGACGACCCUCAUGAUGCGACCACCCCCUUUUCAAGACUAACCCUAGGACAAAGACUUAUUAGAGACUAGAUCUUAAUUUUAAGAACAAAAACAAGAUUUUAACUCACAUGAAACAUACUACACUCAGACGAACUUUUCGUGAUGAGCGUUUUUGGGCUCACUCUUUUUUUCUGACAAUACAUUUUUUUGCUCUUUAAAGUCCCACUCCGAUCGUUUUUUUUACUUCUUAAAGUGUUCUCAGUGGUCUUUAAAUUGUGAAUAUUAAGUUUUUAGCCAAAAUCAUGUUACCUGUGUCAUUUUCAAGGGCAUUUCUACUGCAGAGCUCCAGUAGCUCAUUAGCAAUUCGCCUGUGAGACAGCGGAGACAGUGCUGCUCUGUGCACCCAUUUUCACGUUAGUUUGCAACCUAACAUUGCCGGUGUAGUAGGAGUGGCAGGUAUUCAGCUCCCGGACACUAAUGUCGUCAAGGACACAAUGAAAGCUAAUAUAAUAAUUAGCUUUCUUAUGAGCAUUGCAAUCCGCCACGCUAUCUCCUCUAUAUGCAAAGUGUGGCCUGCAUAGCGGGGCUCGGGGGGCGGAGCUUGGAUUGGUUACAUAUGAACUCUCACUGUUUCUGAACCUGCUGUUUGGGUCUGCCAAAGAUUCACAGAAAUCUGAAUGAAGAAAUACUCAAAAAAGCAAUUUCCCAUUUAUUUUCUCAUGAUAUAUCCUGUAGCAUCAGAAAAAUGCCAUAUGAACAUGUAGAAAACAAGAAAAACAUGAUUUUCAUCAGAGUGGGUCUUUAACAGUAGUUUAAUGUCUCUUCUGCAUUCAUUAUAGCGUCCUUUGAAAAAGGUGCCACAACGCCACUUCACUUCUUGCUCUACUUGUCCUACUUUUUGCUCACUGCGUCACUCCAUCUGCCAUCCUCUUGGCGCUGUAAAGUGUUACAAUUGUUACAUUUUUUUUUGGCUGAUGGUUUUUGUGCAAAGAAAUGUACAUCUAAGAGUCAGUGUGACACAAGCAAGAAUCUCGACAAGCAGUGAGUGACAGCUGGCCUCGGAGUGGCACAUCUGUUGCAGCAAAUGUUGACUUUUAAAUACGAGGGUAAAAUCAUAAGAUGUUCCCACUUAUUUUUGGAUAUAUUUGAGGGUAUAAUACUCUAAAUUCCAAUCAAUACAGUGAUGGUAUCAGAUGAUAAGUAAUGGCAUGUAUUUUCAUAAGAGCAGACACAUCGAGACACAGAGAGUGGUUCAUUUCCCUCUACCAGCAGUAAGGGAGAAUGAAAACUGUUAAACUUAAACAAGAUAGCAAAUGAUAGCCCAUCUCCACACAGGCCUGAUAUAUAUUGCUCCCAGAAAAGGUCAAUUUAUGUGAUUGAAUACCCUGAUCUUUGUCUUUAAUCACCACACUUGCUGAUAUAACAGUAGACUCUUAAAAUCAAUCAUUGAAAGUAUUAAUAGCCAGAUACAUCAAGGAUAUCAUAUAAACACCCACACCAAUCAUGAUAAUGAUAUUUGGGAAACAUCAUUGUCGCUGAGAAGCCUGACAGAAAAUAAAAAAACUCAGCAGAGGAUUUGGCCUGGCUCAGCUCCUGUUCCCCGCUUCGCUCUGGGGAGUCAUUUAGCCAGCAUAGGAAAAACAAUGCCUAAUGCUCCAUAAUCUCCCCUUCUCCAUAAUUCUGCCGCUGUGCCCCACCACCCCAGACUCCCCCCCUCAAAACCCUUCCUCAACCCUCACUGGGUUUGUUAUUGCAGAAAAAGUGCUUAGUCUACACCAGGGAUGGAGGGAGGAGACAGGAAAGAAAAGAUGGGUGGUGCAUCAGGGGACCUGGAGCUACAAUUUAACCGAGCCCUACUUUAUAUGUUAAAGACAAAAUAAAUAUCUAAGCCAACUGCAGUUUAAUUGAAUCAAUUAAAAGCUGAACUGUGCCUCGAUGGGAGCGCUGAAUGAGAAGGGGGAUGCAGCCUAAGAGGGGGCAAUGUCAGUGGAGAGAUCCGCUGAGAGUGCUUGAGGAAAAAAGAUAGAGCUGCUAAAUGGAUUGAUUUUCUGUAAAUGUGGACUGGAGAGGGCAGAGAGCACAGCAGUGGCUGACUGCUAGGAGCAGGCAACGUCUUCAUUCCCACACACGGGGAAAAGAUCAAUAGUCCUGCACACAGUCAAGUAUGCAAAAAACGCAGGAGGGCUUACACUCACACUUAAACAGAGGCAUUUCAACACAUCGACACACACGAUCUUUGCUCAAGGCAUCACCACAGGCUAUAAUAAAAUACAGCUUCAAGCGCUCUUGCAGAGUCAAGUAUAGUGCUGCAAUGUUCUCCAUAACUUCUAGAUUUUUUAUUAUGUAUUUAUUAAAAUGCCUUGUUUUUAAGAAGUAUAGUUUUCUUUAAGGUGGUUUUUCUCCUCUCCACACAGGUGUGGUCCAUGGAUGGUUAUUUCAAAGGACGCCGUGUCCUGGAGUACCGCACAAUGAAUGAUUUCAUGAAGGGCCAGAACUUUGUGCAACACUUACUGCCCCAUCCCUGGGCAGGCACUGGUCAUGUGGUCUACAACGGCUCGCUGUACUACAACAAGUACCAGAGCAACAUCAUCAUCAAGUAUCACUUCCGCUCUCGGAGUGUGCUGGUACAGCGCAGCCUGAGCGGGGCCGGCUACAACAACACCUUUCCCUACUCCUGGGGCGGCUCCUCUGACAUCGACCUCAUGGCAGAUGAGAACGGCCUGUGGGCUGUUUACACCACCAUCCCUAACGCUGGGAAUAUUGUCAUCAGCCGUCUGGAGCCUCAGAGUCUGGAAGUGUUGCAGACUUGGGACACAGGCUUUCCCAAACGCAGUGCUGGAGAGUCAUUUAUGAUAUGCGGCACGCUAUAUGUCACCAACUCCCACCUGGCUGGUGCCAAAAUCUACUUUGCCUACUACACCAACACAUCGAGCUAUGAGUACACAGACAUCCCCUUCCACAAUCAAUACUCCCACAUUUCCAUGAUGGACUACAACCCCAGGGAGAGGGUCCUGUACACAUGGAACAACGGACACCAGGUGCUCUACAAUGUCACACUGUUCCAGGUUAUUAAGACUUCUGGGGACUGAGAGCUUCAGAGGGACUCACUCAAAUAAUGCUGUGAUCAUUGGUCGGGGCGGGGAAGCGAGAUGUGUGGAGGUGGGCACAACUUGCGGGUGGUGUGGGGUUGGGGGGGGUCUGGUUUACGGGCAUAAGCUUGGAUUUUUUUUAAAGAAUUUCAAUCUUCAUAGAGUGCUAUUAUUCACAUUCUCAAAAGAACACUCCGACAGCGACGUCGGCAAAGAUACAAAGACUGAACGCUUCUCUUUUUUUCUUUCUGUGAUGAGUAAGCAUGGUUCUUUUUAUUUGUGAUGAGAAAUAAAUAUCAAUCUUUACCAUUUAAGACUCUGGAUUUUAUUCUCACACUAUAGCGCGUUUUAACAAGAUAUCUUCAGAUUUGGAUGUGUGCACUCUCAAGGUCAGUAUUGCUUACAGUGAAAGGAAAGAAAAGGUGCAGCAUUUCUUUUUUUAAGACGUCUGUUUAAAUCUGAUCAGUCUUUGCCCAAGGAACAUUUUGCUUUUUGGUAGGGAUGCACCGAUCCGAUAUUUGGAUCGGAUAUCGGCUCCGAUAUUGACAAAUUAACUGGACCUUAAUUAAUAUCAUACACAGCAACUCAGCGAUUCUGUUCGCUCUAUAUUCUAUGUCUGUCUAUUCUUUUGCACUAAAUGUUUACAUGGAAGUCUUACUUCUUUUUGCUGAGUGCUUAUGUGCAAUUUGUUAUUUGUUAAUAAAUAUUAUUAAGUAAAUUUA
This is a messenger RNA of Xyrichtys novacula (pearly razorfish), 58360 nucleotides long. NCBI's taxonomy places the organism in Eukaryota, Metazoa, Chordata, Actinopteri, Labriformes, Labridae. The record is from the annotation of a GenBank genome assembly.